Porites lobata is the source of this 75892-nucleotide messenger RNA. NCBI's taxonomy places the organism in Eukaryota, Metazoa, Cnidaria, Anthozoa, Scleractinia, Poritidae. The record is from the annotation of a GenBank genome assembly.
AUGAAACAUUCAAGACAGAUAAUUUCCAUAACGAAUGCUGCCGUGGAUGCAUUGACUGGUGCAAGAGAUGACGAUAAACUCGAGAGAGUGGCACUAAGUACUGAAUCAGUAUCACAAACUCGAAGCAACAUUGGCUCUUCAGUGAUCCCUGCAAAUCGCCAAAGCUCUCAAAGACGCUCGAAUUAUGUUGAAAUUUCAUGUCCUGCAGAUGAUAGAUAUCCUGAGGCCGUACAAGAAAAUUUUUCUCCAUCACUUGCUGAAUUGUCUUUUAAUGGUACUCAGAGAGUCAGAUUACCUUCAAGACUGCUUCGCGAAAUAAAAUCCCCAUUAGAAUGGAGUUCUCCAUCAGCUGAACCCAAGGAUGUCGCGGGUGAAGUUAACGUCGGUAGGUUUGCCAGUUUGUCUCCAUGCUAGGCCCUGUGCUGAUCUCCACCUCCUUAAUUGUACCCUGGAGAUACAGCUAAUGGACAAUCCAGGGUAGAGGGUCUCAAUGGGGUGGUGGCUUUUACGGUUAUCGGCUAAAAUUUUGGCUCUUUUACGGGUAUCGGUUAAAUUUUUUCAGUUACGGUUAACGAAAAAGUUAAAAAUUAACUUCUUUUGUUUCAAAAAGUUAAAUAUUAAUUAACCUCUAUUUUUUUGUAUCUUUAAAUCAAAAUAAAGGUCUUCGGAUCAUCUCAGGAUGAAAUAAGCUAUUCUUUUGAAAAAUUUUAAUAUUUGAUAGAUUGUACUUUUUAUAAAGUAUUGCACUUCUGAUAUUAUUUUACACAUAGAAAUGUCAAUAGUGAAUUUAAAAAUAAUCUUUGUGAAAAAGCAAAAGCAGACACGCGAACGCCCAACUCAAGGCCGGGGCGCGACAUUCAUUAUAACAGAAAUGGCCGUUUUCACACUAGAGAGGGAUUAUUCGUGUGAGAUGGGUGAUCCGUUUGAUGAUUUGCGUCAGAUAGGUGAUACGUCUUAAUUUGGCAAUGGAAUAGUUUUAAUUUUUAAUAAACAAUCCGCCUGACUUUUGAAGACACGAUUAUCCGUUCCAGGUAGCCUGUGUACAGCCGCCCCCUCCCCUCAGAAAAAAAUCGGAGAAGGGGUGUCUGUGGGGAGGGCGCGACUGUACACAGGCUAGUCUCAGACGGAUGAUCCAUUUCUAGGUCUAGUGUGAAAACGGCCAACAACAAAAUUCCAGUGUCCAGUGUUUUUAAUGAUAGCGAAGGACUGUACGGAACGACUGUCUUGCCGUUGCCUUGUCCGUAGGCCGCAUUAUCCCGUGCGGCUGAUGCCUUUUGGGUCAUGUGGUCCGAGCGAGUUCGCCACUGAAAUGCCUUGACCGAGAUUGCAUGGGAAGACGCCGAACAGGGACUAGGCAUGGCGAUGUCUACCGUAGCGUCCGAGAAAAACAGGGAAAUGUUGUUUAUCGGCAACGUGUUUUACAAACAGUGACAUCUCUGCGUGUUGUUUCACUAGUGUUUUGAGGGCACGGCCUCCUGAAAAUUGCAAAUAUUAAUCCCCAGCAAGAAGCCACACUUUCACUGUGGAAAAAAUUAGUUCCCCAAGAAAGUGCCAGAAAUGGAGCCUAGGUCUUGGUUAACACCUAAAAGGCGCUUCGCCUAACGUGCGUAUGGAGUCACACUAGCCGGGAAAUAAAAAAUGCAACCAUAAGUGAGUUUAGUACCUUCCUUAAAAGUAGUAAAUCUAGGGAACACUUUCUUUUACGGUUAACUCUUUUGUACGCUAUUUACGGCUACCUGUUAAAUUUUUUUAAUUUUUACGGCUAUCGGCUAAAUUUUUGGCCGUUUUACGCCUAUCGAUUAACCCCAUUGAGACCCUCAGAGUAGGCUAUGUACAGUGGAAGCUCUCUUUAUGGACACUCGAGUAAGUAAACAGCUGUACUUACAGCUGCCGUCACAAAACCCCAUUUCAACUCCUAUACAAACUCUGUAUUUUUACAUUACUGUAAGUAUACAAUAAUUAUUUCUGUAGGCUUGGGUUAUUUAACCCAUUCGCCCCCGAACUGCCUGCAACCACUUGUGUGGAUCCACAACCCUUCUACCGCCUUUGACAUUAUCAGUGUUAACGGUCAAUGACAACUUUGUCAGUUAACUGCAGCAGGAUGAAGAGAUGUUUCAAACUGUGCCAGAAUAAGCACAAUUUGGUCUAGGAGGCCAGAUGAAAAGACAAAAAAACCACAUAAAAUUAAUGUUGUCCUGAAAAUACUCAUGAAAAUCAUAUUCCACUACCCACCUGUACCUUUCCUUUCAUUUAAUCCUAAGGUCACUAAAAGCUUUCCCAAAAACUUUUCCCUCCAAAAUGAAUCUUACUAAGUACUGUAAACAGGGGUUUCAUUAAGCAUCGGAGAUCGGAGAACUCUCCGUCUACUACGCGUAAUUCUCUGGCUAAAUUUCAAUGAAGUAUGGCUAUUUUUUAUUCAGGUGAAUCAGAUGUGGAUACAUUAUGUUAUGUACAAAGAAAUUGUCCCCAGAAAUGUGUGAUUUUAGCGCCUAGCCACUUGCUUUACUUUCCUAAAUAAAUAACAAAUACACAAAAGACCUUAUUUAAAUGCUAGCAGUUUUAAGCCCAACAAAAAUAACAAGGGACGCAUCAUAUAUUAGACGGUUUGCUAAAGCGUGGAGAGUUGACUGUAUGUUCGAUGCUUUUUUAUUUACAUGCGAAAAAUUAUUAAAUGAAUAAAUACUAAUGAAACAAAAAGUGAAAGUACAUGAUGAACAAAUCAUAGUAGCAAAGUUACGUCAAGAAAUGUUUAAGCGAUAAGAAUUAAGUACCUUUAUAAAUGAGAAGAAUGAGUUCUUUUUGAACUGCUAUGGAAAUAAAUUUGGCGGUUUUGACAGUAUGUAAAUGACACAGAAUCAAUUUUUACUAUGAAGCAAAUGCAAAUUUUGAGAUUUUCUUAUUUUAACGAUGACUUCUAAAACGGCACAUUAUGAAUUGUAACUGCAGAGCAGCUGAAACAUAUUCAUCGAUACUUGACAAAUUGUCUAUUAUACUGGACAUGCAAAGUUUUGCGCUGAGAGCGAAUAUUUGUUUAAAUGUGUUCCGCCUAGCGCAAGCACAUGUUCGCUGGCAGAGGCAGGAAAAGUUUCUCACGUCUCAUACUUUCACUGUAUAAAACAUCCUAAAAAUAUUGAAUAGAAGUUAAAGCGUAUUGAGAAUUAUUUUAUUUUCACUCUUAUGGUAGCCACAUGUCACAACUCUAGGAGGGUGCAACAGGGUUAGAAGUUGAUCAUAAUUUACCAAUAUGCCUGUUAAUUCAAAGAAAAAAUGUUUUGAAACCAAGUAGAGGUAAAUGUAUGCAGCGUUUUUUUUUCCGCAGCUACGAGAAAAAAACUUUGCUAUCAGACAAUAGGAAAAGCCAUCUCAGCAGGGUUUAAUACACAAAAUUUCCAGGCUUGUUUUCAAGCUCUUUCUGGGAAAGGGGGAAAGGGCUUUGCUCUUUCAAAAUAUUCUCCUGUUACUUUUCACUAUUCUCCUGCUACUGCAAUUCUUAAUGAAACCCGUGUGUAAAAGAAAAAAGAAUGAGGAAAAAAAGAAAAAAGAAUGAGGCAAGAAAAGUAAAAGAAAAGGGGAGUAGAGUAAAAGUCAAGGCUCAAACUUUUGCUUUCUGUACAUGGCCAAACUUUGGAAGCUAACAUUAUUCAUCUGGAUCAGAGAGCCGUCAAGUGCACGUCCUGUAAAUGGCUUUGUGGUACAUGUAAUUUUUAGCUCUUUAUAGCUAGACAGUGACCAGAAUUUGGCUUGACUAGCUUUAAAAUAUCUUUUUCGGCAAAGUUCCCAGGGGUGAAGGGGCUAAGGAAAUCUCUGUAAGACAGCAUUGAAGUUCAAACAAUUUCAUGGUAGGCCAGCAGCAAUUGGUGUCUUGAAAACCAAGACGUAAAAUCUUGAAAAAAACUGUGUGAAAACAGCAUCUCCAUUUUUUAAAAUUAAAGCUGCUUUUCUGAUCAAAGAGUGAGGUAAAAAUGGUCAAACUGGGUCAAUUUUAGCCAUUUUGAAAUACUGAACUCUUCCACACUACUCGCACAAAAGGUAGACAAAGUUGUCAAGUAUGGAAUGUUUCAGCUGGAUGGUUGAAAUCAGAGCAAUCUUUGGCACAAAUUGAGGACAGUAGUCAACCUCGUUUCAGGGGCUGAGUAGGAGAGGACCGUGGGAAUGAGGUUGGAUGGUAGUUAAUUUAAUCGCACCAGUUGAUGGAUCUUGUUGUUCAUUCUGAACAUUUUGAUGGGGCAACAUUGUAACUCUCCACAUGAAAAAAAAAGCAGUGUCCAAUAGAUAGGGGCAAGUGCCAAGUGGAGUAUCAGUGUGCAAAGAAAGUCGUGUCGGAUAGCCCAGAGCUAGUGGCUUUUUAUUGGGCUAGUGAAUUCUGUUCUUAACUUGCCCAAUGGGCAAGUGAAGUAUUCUGGGGGAAUUCAAAUCACAGAGGAACUGUAAGCAAUCCUGCUCAUCAAAACUUUUUUCAGGCUAUUUUUUGCAUGUUCAAGCAAUUUUUGUUCCUGUGUUUUUUUAUCACCUUAAAGAAACUAAAGAUUUCCUCUUGGACAGCACCCCAGGGUUGUUGCUAAGCGCUGGCUGCCAGGGAAAUUAGCUGGCUGAGUCAGAGGCCAUUGCUGGCUAGAUUUUGACUGGUGAUCAGCAUGAAACAGAGGGAAACAGCCAUACCUUCCCCAAUGUCGGCAAAGAAGGCACCAUGCAGUCCUCUUUUUGUCUCCUCCAUUUUCUCUUUAGCUGCCAGGCAAUUUCCUUAGUUACAACCCUGGCGCCCAUGUGGACUUUAUUGUAGUUUUUGGGCACAAACCAGUUAGCUCAAUUGGAUAAGCACCAGUCUGCUGCCAAACAAGAGGCGCCUGGUUCAAACCCAGCCAGCCUCAACAGUACUCAGCCUUUGUAAUAAUAAAAUUAGACUUUCAAGUCUUCUCAGAUAAGGACGACAAACUGUAAGCCUUGUUUGCAGGCCUUGCACUUAUAAUGAUAAUUCUGUGGGAUGUCAGAGAACCUGUACUUUUACUAAUUUAGUACAUCAGGUACAUUUAUUAGAUGAAAGAUAAUUCACAACUGUACAUGAUGCUUGAAAGCUUUUCUUACUAAACAAUAAUUAGAUUUUUUUACUUGAGUGUUUUUAUCUUUAAGCUGACAGUCACAAAAGAACCACUCCAGUCAAAGUAAUUAGGCAUGUAAAUGCUACUCCAUCAGCAUGGAUUCUAUCCAAGCAAGAUGCUUCAUCAAAUGAUGCAGAGUCUCACAGAAAACCUUUAUAUGAUGAUCAAAAAAGUAGAAUUACAGAGGACUGUUCAGAGAAAUCAAGCAAUGGAAGUGGUAGACAAGUGUCUGAAGGUCCAGAUAAAGAUUUUGAUAACGAAACUCCUGAAGUUAUUCAUAAUGGAAAACAGGUAAUAUAGUACACAAUACUGUAUUAAAAAUUAUUAUUUAUUGGCACUAGUAAAUAGUAGUUGUAGUGGCAGUGGUAGUGGUGGUAACCUGCAUAGUAAGGGUUUCUGUGCGAAUUUGUUGAGAAAGUUAGCCUGAAAUUCAUCCGAUUGCUUCGAGUCGUUUUCUCCUCUCAACAACGUCUGAAUCGACCGGCCGUUAAUGCCGUCCGAGUGACGUCACUCGCUACCCGAAAACCGGGUAGUGUUUUUGAUUGGUUGAUUGUCUAAACAUUCGCAUAAAUGAUAAUUAUGUAUAAUUAUGAAAAAUUUUAGCGGGAUUGUCGCUUGAUAUUUAGCGUAUCGCAUCCCCGGUAUUAUUUCGUGUUGUUCAAACAUUUCGAUAAGCUUACCUACAGGUAAACUUUAUCUUAAACAGCAAAAUUGCCGUUGUCUUCGAAACUGAAUGCUAAAUUGAGCUGCAAAUGAAGAAUCAUUGCGGAGAGUCGGUAGAUUUUUUAUUUGGAGCCGCUUUGUGGUUUCAGCGGCCGGUGAUUUUGUUUAUGCAAAGUUGUCUGAGUUUAAUAUUAUAAUUUGACCUUUUUGCUAUUUUUACCGUCAAGUGUAAUGAUUCUGCUAGUUUUCUUCCUUGUUUCCUUGUUUUUUUCUUCGUUAAGGACCAAACAGCUUCUUUUCAAUUAAAGCAAAUCAUUGUGUUUUUGAACUAAGUGUUCCGUGUGUGUGUUUAUUUCAUUGCGUGAUUGCGACCGAGUUUGAUUCAGAUUAUAGAAUUCAGUACAACCAGUUCAGAGUUGUACUGCAUGCAGUUGAUAGUUUGAAUGUUAAACAUGAACUACGAUUGAAAAAAAUAAAGCAAUUCUGUAUCAUGCAGACAUUUCCAAACGAUAUUUCUCGGUUUGCCACUUGAAAAUCGUGUUUUACUUUUUGCAUGAAUUAAAGCAAAGGUCAAGGAGUAGUGAGUCACUGGAUGGCAUUAACGGUCGGUCGAUUGAGAUGUUACUGAGGGAGUAAUAACGACUCGAAGUAAUCGGAUGAAAUUCAGGCUAUGAGAAAGGUGGAAUGAGUGGAAAAAUGGUGUGUGCAGUUCAAUCAUACAUUGUCUAAGUUAUUGACAGCAUGUAUAACAGAAGAUUACCAGAUGUUAAAAAUUUACUUCCUUGAAAAGCAAAACCUGCUCCACUAUAAACAUGAGUACAGAAAACUAUAGUUUAUUACAGUGCAAGUGUUAUUAUUAAAAGCAGCCUUGUGUCGUUGACAUCCAGAAAGGUGGAAGCAGUGAGCAAUUCAGUGUAGCUGCAGAAUUUGCCAUUGUAAUUUUGUAAAGUUUAAUUUAAAACACCUUAACCAGGAAAAUCAUGCUUUGCUUCAUCGAAAAAUGCAAAGAAAUGAAUUUUGUUUGAAGCAAUUUGCGGAGUGGUUGAAGUGGAAGUUGUUGAAAGCUUCUGAGUAUGUUGAAUACCAAGCCUUCAUGUUCAAGCAUACAUGGGUUUACAGCAUAUAUUCCUCUUGAAUGUCAUAAAAAUCUAUUGCAGUGUUCUGUUCUACUUGGCAUUGCAGUGAUUUGCCAUGCUCAAAUGCAAAGUUUUUGCAGUAUAAGCUCACAGUGAUGUGAUCCAGGAUUAUUAUCAUCCAUCAGAUUAAGGUUGUUUCAUGCAAUAUUGGUCUGAAAUCAAAUCAUACCUUCAGUGUAUUUUUUAUUGGAAAUUGAACUUACACUUUGUGCUCAUUCAGUUUUGAAAACAGUGUAUAACCAAAUUGUACACCUGACCACUCAACUUAUAAAUCUGGUAUUAUUUUUAGCCUCAGUAACUACAGUACUCACUGUAUUUGUUUUUCUUUUUUUGUUGUUUUACAAUUAUUUUGAGUGAAGAAUUUAGCUAUUAAAAGUUUACAUCAAGGACAACCACAUAGUGGAGCUCCAGUCUUUAAUUCAAGACAAGAAAAUGCUGGUAUGUAAACCAUAAAUGUGAUUCCAGGGUUUGAGCCUGGUUGCACCAUUGUGCCAAUCCCGCAAUAAAAUUUAAAAUGUCCCACCAGAAAACGAUUGAGGGGUCAUUUUGUUACCUCCAGCAUCUAGAAAAAGACCCGAAAAAAUUACAAUUCAGUGCAGUGAAUUGUAUAUAACAAGCAGAGCGCAAAUCGUGAAAAACAAAGUCUGCAAAAUGUUGAAAAGUGUGGCCAAAUUAUCAAAGUUUCCACUGGAAUUUUCGUUUGAAGCAUGUUGUGUGCUAGGUCAUGUUUCCAUCAUGGUCUAGUGAACAUGCCACAUGCUUAGCCAAGCAUGAAGCUGCGAAGCAUGUAGUCUGGUGAUUUCUUUCCAGAAAUGUCUGAACCAACAUGAAAGUGUGCUUGAGCAGGAGAGAGUUCUUUUGCUUCUAGUGGAAGCCCCUCAUAUAAGAUGUUCAACAACUAAGUAAUGAAACUGAAUUGUUACUACUUGAUGAUUUGCAGUGAAAUGUUGCAACAACAACAAAUAUGGUAAACUGAUAAAUAUGGCACAACAAAGUUGUUGGUCUUGUUCUUUUACAAAAAUAUAAUAGUCACAUUCUUUUAUUUAGUGGUCACUAUCAGCUGCUGGUUGUAAGAGAAUCAUAACCUUAACAGAGAAAGAUGAAAAGAGGCAUGCCACCUUAGUUAUGAUCAUUCUCUUGCAGCAGGCAAUGAGUCUGGCACAAAACUCAUGUAUGAAUAAAAGAUUGCUUAAACAAUGCAUAGCACUCUAAUGUAUAAACCAGGAGAGUCUGUUUAACAAAAAAAAAAUACAGGCUUGAAAAGUGAAUUAUUGCAAGAUUCCUGCUUGUUUCAAUGGCCAUAGUCUUGUCCAAAAUACUCUAACAGUCAUGCAGUUUAUGAAAAAAACUAUACAUUCAUGUGCUUUUCUUAAUUUUUUUUUACUUUGUAGGUGAUGUAAAAAUAAAACAGUUUGCUUUAAGUGACAAGGAAAAAGUUAUAAAAGAUCAGUUCUUGAAAAGGUAAAUGUGUUCAUUGUGACAGAAUAAUAUUGAUUUACAAUACAUUUUAUUUGUGAAGACUAGACACAAUGCAAGCUGGAAGGCAUUUACCAUACUGUAUAUAUUAUACAUGUACCUUGGGUACAUUUAAUAAACGUUGUGCCUUGUGGAUUCUACUGGACAGGUCUACUUUGCAUUUGUGGAUUAAAAUGGCUUUUACAUAAGUAUCAGUCAGGGCUUCUGAUGUUUCGCGUGGUCGUAGAGCCACAAAAUUCAGGUAAAUCCACAAAAUCCCCACAAAAUCCACAAAAACACAAAAAUACAGCAAAAAUCGUAGCAUUUGAAACUUAUUUCAGCUAUUGGGGCUUUUUAAUUGCUGUAAACAUGCAAAUUUAAUUAUCUUGAAACUGCAUCAAUGCAACAAGCAAACAACCUCCCAAUUACUACCAGGCAAAGAUUAUGUUGUAAAUAACUGGGCGCCUUUUUUUUAUAAUCAACUGCUCUUUCAACAACAAUGUGCUUGACAAAUGAGCCCAUGGCAAAGCUUUUGAGCCCAUUUCUCAAGCGCAUUGUUGUUGAAAGAGCAAAUGAUUAUCUCUGUUAAAAAAGUUAAAAACGCUUGUCAAAUUUGAUCUCUAGUGAAAUUUGCCCACAUUCCCUCGAAAUCGACCAUUUUUUACUGAUUGUUGUUCGGUGAAGUUUGCCCUGAAAAUUCCUGCAAAAUCGGGCAGUUUUUGCAUGAACUUGUCUCUGAAAAUCCUGCAAAAUUUCACUUUUUUCCGAGACCUAUCAGAAGCCCUGAUUAUUUUAUAACUUUCCAGACUUCUCCCAACCCAUUGAGUUUUUAUUUUAGAAAAAAAUAGAAAAACACAAACACAUUUAUGCUUUAAAUGUCAGCCGAAGUGAAAACAAAUUUAAUAAUGCAUGUUGGUACAGAUUUUUGGGGUUUGAAAUGUCAAGGUUUAUGGCUGAAUGAAGUGAAUCGUAAUUGCUUGAUCAGUGUGUACUUUGUUUACCCUUGAUGACUUGAACCCUUGCAACCUCGAACCUUGCGCUAACUAGAACCAAAGUUGAUUUCCCCUGGAUUUUUUUUACACAUUUACUGUAAUUUUAUCCUUGGUAACUCAAAGUAAUUUUUGCUUCCCUGCAGAUCAUUUUCAUUUUUUAACCCCCAAUAACUGGAACAAUGUUUUAAGUGUGUGACAAGUUGAAAAAAAAAAUGUUCUGUAGUCUGAAACAUUUAAUUUAUUUCAUAACAACUGUGUAUUCUGUCUUUAAUUUUUGGUCGGUCCAGUUCAAAUACAGUGUCCAGCCCUGUAUAAAAUUGUUAUUCAAGCUUUGUUGCUUUAAUUCCUUUUCCAGAAUAUCAAUUUAUUUCUUGCUGCCCUUGAAGUGACAUGUGCACAUGAUAUACUUUGCAUUCCUUCACCAUCCCAUUUGCUCAUUUCUUGAUUCUCAAUUAUUUUCUUUGAAAUCCCAAAAAUUUGAACUCCUUAUAUAUGUGACUUGAACUUCUUUUGAUUUCCCUACAAGAAGGUUUGAAUUAUUAGGAGGCGACUGUUCUUUCAUGCAAAUGCACUACUCAACCAAUCAGAGCAUAUGUACUGUCUUUAUUUAGUUAGUUAUUUUUUAAGUUAGGUAUGUUAUGAUUAAAGGCAUUAUUAUUUUAAUCUAACUUUCUUGAUACAAUAUAACAAAUAAGCUGAACACAGCUCUACUUUAUCAAGGAAUUUGAUGGUUUAAUAACAAGUACUACUCUUCAAUAUUAUUAUUUUAAAGUAAUGAAGAUACUGUGUGUGCUCUAGUUUUGAGCUGUAUGUACCCAUUUCUUCAAAAGGUUGAAACUUAAAGAAUCUUUAUAACAUACUGUAUCAAAGCAUAAUACAUUAAUUAUAUUAUUAUUGAUAUGCAUUUUUAGAAGAGCUCUCUUGUCCGUAAAGCGCAUGCAGUGCAGCACCAUGGGUAAAAACAUUGGUUAUUUAUGCAUCCAAGAAAUUUUAGCCUUUUGACAAAAUUGGCCGCAUGCAUGUACGUCCACUCCUUCAUGUAAGCUGGAGUGAAAUUCUCCUUUCAAGAUCCUGAGUACUUUGGUGGUAAAUCGCAUGGCCCAACGGACUUUUCAAGAAAAAACAACAGCAAAGCCGAGUCUUUGUUUGAACUAAAUCCUUAUCAGCAAACAGAUUUGCAUCUUUUUUUCAGGAAUACAUGUAUAUCAAACAGCUCAAUUCGAAUUUGAAAUGGCAUAAUUAUGGAACUGGGAGAAAUACUGGAAUAUUUCUAUACUGGGCCCUCAUUUAAUGUAGAGAGCGGUUAUUUGCAUCUCCAACUCAAAUCUAAUUAGCAGCAGGGUAUUUUUGAAAGGACUAAAAGUUAUUUUGCAAGCAAAGGUGAUAGAAAACUUUUUUGUGUUUGCAUAGCCUGGUAGUUAAACACUGGAGGUGUUGGGAAUCAGAAUUCUAAAGCCUCAAGUUUGUCUGAGGGUUGCAUAUUAAUUGUUUGCCAUUAUAUUAAUUGUUAAUAACUCACCAGAAUUAAAAGCAAAUUUGGUAGCUGGCUCAAUUCAAUAGUUUUAGCAGCAGGAGACUGGAGCCGGAUAAGAAGGAAAGAACUGAACGCAAUGAACACAUCAGAAUGCAAAAAUGUGCUAACCUUACUAUAAUUAUUUGUCUUUGCUUCAAUUCUGAUUGGGUUAAACAUCAAAUUUUGUGAAGUCUUCGCAAAGUAGCGCGUACAUUAAUCCCUUCGUUUUCUAACAAACUUCCUUAUAACAAAUCUCGUCUGAAUCUAAGUAACACAGAAAUCCCAUGUAAUUAAUAUAUAAUAUUGUAAACUUUCUUGGCUAUUAUUUUCAACUCUAACUUAUGACUGGUCGAAAUCUUUUAACACCCCUUAAAAACGGAGUUUUAAAAUACAUUUUAUUUGAUAAACUGCCUUUAGUAGGUUUAUGCAUCCUCUGUGUGAAAUGAAAACAUUCCUAUGUGAGGAUCACAUUUGUCUUAAUCAAAUCAUUAUUUACAACUAAGAGCAAUAACAACGGUGUCAGCUACCAAAAUGUCCCUUAAAAAGAGAAUUCACUCUGCUUCAAACUUUUUACCAUGCUAAUAUUCCAUCUUGUUUUGUAGGUCGUCAAAUGUUGGCAAACUUUUCUGGGGUUGAAUUUUAUACUAACAAGAACGCUCUUAGUAGUGUUGAGUCUGGCUUGCUUGGAGAUAAGUUUUGUUGUUAAAGGCGCCGGUGCUGUUAUACUACUUUUUUGUUUGGAAUACAAAACGAGUGUUACGUGUCAUAAGGUUAAUACUCAAAAAAUAAAAAAAUUGCAAGGAGAGACAGGCUGCACAACUUAACCUCAAACUGGUGUGAAACCUUUGAAAACCUUCUACAUAUCGAUAUUGCUCCACUGAGGAGUACUCUUUCAGGGAUUUUACACUCAAAAAAUUGAACGAUGGUUUUUAUCGGUAUCAGGGGUCCAUGACUCUUUCAGUAUAAAUAUACAUAGCUUCUUUGUACUGGACAAAAUUAUGGCUUGGUACAGCAUAUAUGUUCAGCACAGGAAAAAUGUGUAAGUUUAACAGAACCUCGUACAACACACAGUUAAUUCAGUUCGCGCGUAUUCCUGCUCAAUUUGUUGUCCGUUUUAUAAGAUAUCAAUACCGCGUGAAAGUAAUUACAUUUUCCGUAGCUGCUUAGUAUCGUCUUUUAAUAUCUCAGUACAGUGUCAGAGUACAAUGUUUAGAGUUGUACAUAGCAUGCAUUUUAGAUAGAUAGAUAGAUAAGAACUUUAUUUUAGCACUACAAAAAGAUCAACAUUGCUGGUGGGGUGCAUACAACAAUAAAUUACAAGAAAAAUAAAGAGUACUGAAAGCAAAUGUACUAUUAAAAAUUAAAAACUGUUAAAGUUUUUUCUUUUAUUACAGUAUCACUGGGAUAAAGCAUUUCAUUUUCCAGGGAAAUUUCACUUUCUCGUCAAAACAAUCACUGACUCAGACAGACUCAGAUUAGUUUACUUGAAUUUAGCAUUCAGUACAGCGAACGGGGUUAUGUUCUGUGAAAUUUAUCUACAGUCUGCGGCUCACAUCACCACUGGUCCACCAUUUAUUUAUUCAUUUCUUUUUCAAGUUCAUUUUCAAGUUCUUAAAAGAUCCUCGAUCCCUAAUUCCUCGAUCUUCGAUCCUCAAUCCUCGAUCCUCGAUCCUCGAUCCUGGUUUUCCAGAAAACCUUGAAGUUUUGCUGAUUAAGAUUAUUCUUUUUUUUUCGACCACUGAAGUGAUCAGUAACUGUUGUUCCAAAAUAAUCAACCCUUUCAAGCGAUAGAAUUCUUGGACUAACCCGUUCCAGGAAAGCUCGAUAUGGGAUUUCUAUUCUAUGGACAUGAAGUGCUCCAAGUAUAGUGCGCGGAUAGUCAGGUUCAAAACUACCCGUAUAAACACAUCCGUGACACAUUUGUAACGUUAGGGUGGAUUUCCACUGACACGUUUUUGGCUCCGCAAGUUAAUGCAAGUAAAUUUUAAUGACAUAAUGAAAUGGAGCUAAGAUAUAAAGUGUUGAGAUUAAGUGUCAAGUUGAGCGAGUUUUUACUUUUUCGCUUACAUAAUUGUACAUGCGAACUUUCAUACAGUGCCUCUGUUUUAUUUGAGAACACAAAUUUUACGCACGUACGCACGUAAAAAUUAUGUGACAGUGGAUACUUUAUAUCUCAAGUAUUUAUAAAGUGCAACACGACUUCACAUGUUAACAAGUGUGAAAAUCUAUCAAUUAAAUAAAUAAAACAAAGUAAAUCUAUUUAACCGUAGAUUUCAGAAAGUAAUUGCAACAAUAUUCUGAGAAACGUGACACCUUAAAACACCACAAAAUAGGAUUUCCCCGCUAUAAUAUUUUCUCAUCCUACUUGGGGAUAUUUCCUUUUUAAUUAGUGCCUGCAUGUCGUGCAUAAUGACACGAAAAUCAAUCCAUCUGAGGAAAAUUACAUCAUUGCCAAACUUUCAGUCAUUGCCGAAAAUAUACCUCAUGCUCAUCAUGAGACUCAUUUGCGUACAGUGAAAGUCGCCGUGAUUCUUAUCCCCAGUUUCCAUGGUCUUCGCUAGGAACGCGUGGCCUACAAACUAGGUCCCACCGACAAAAAAGAAAGGACUGCAUUUUUAGAGUCUUGCUCUGCUAAAGUAAGCUCGACUAAUAUUUAAAAGAUUAUAUGAAAGUUCAGAAAAAGAAAAAUACUGUGGUUACAAGUCUUUGUGUUACUACGCUUUACUAGCAUUACUAGCUAGGUGUCCAAGGUAUAUACAGUCUGUGUUUAACUUGGUAGUGGACCUCCUUAUGGACAUCCAUGUUAUGGUCGAUUAACAGCUGUUAAAAAACCUCCUGGUAUCCACUGACCAGUGUCAUUCAUUGAGGUGACAUGUUUUUUAAGGUUAUCCACUGACCAGUGAUUGGUUUUAAUUGAUUGAAGGCUCAGGUCCAUAAUGAAAAGGCCAUAAUUAUAAUAAAUAACUUAUUAACCUCGUCUGUUAGGUCAUUCAGGGAAACCUAGCUCAGAAUCGGCCUUGAUGUAUUGACUGAGUGAUACAUCAAAGCCUUGGUCUGAGAUUCCCCUGUAAUGACCUUACUCUUGGUUAGUAAGUAGUAUAUAAAAUUAAAAAAGCGCUUCAAAUUACAAUAAUAAUAAUAAUAAUAUUAUUAUUAUUUUUAGUGAACACCAGGUCAUAAGUAGUGUCUUUGUUUUAAUGUUUUCUCACAAGCAAAACCUGAAAACUUCAGAUUAGUCACAUGAACACUGCAUAAUAUUGGGUGGGGUCAAAACAUUGCCAAUUUCAUUUGCUAACUUUCAAAGUUAAUUUAAUUUCAUUGGUCAAAAAUGACACUAUGAUAAUGGACUGUCAAUUAACAUUGAAAAGGUAAAACAUUACUAUGCACUAUUUUUGUCACACGUCAAAGGUGAAUGCAAAUGGGAGUAAUUGAAACAAGACGCUAUGUAGCGUACACUUCGGCGUCGUGGUUGUGGCACUGAUUAAUUGUAAAUGUGGAGGAAUAAAGAAAUGAAAUAUGGUAAGAGUAAGGUGUUGAUUUGUGAAAUUAUGGGAUUUGUCAGGGUAUUCCGAAAAGAGCAACAUCCAAGAGGCCUACUUGCCCAAAACGAGCAUUUCCUGACAAAAUUAAUUGUCUCUAAGAUAUUUUAAUUAGCUCAGUUAUGCUCUGAUGACUUGAUACAAAUCCUUCUAAAUUUGACUUGGGGCUAAAGGUCUAGACCUAAGUCAAAUAUGAGGUUACUGGCAGUGAAUAACAAGUCUAACAAAACAAACAGUGAAAAAAUAAUUCUCUAUCUUUCUUAGUCACAUCAGGCUUCAAAAAGAGCAUAGCAGUCUCAUGUACUGGUCAAAGAUAAUUGUAAGGCAUGGGUAAGGAGUCAAUUAUGUUGAGCAUGGAAUUGGCUAAAACUCAAUGUUACGAGUUCGAAUGUUUUGAGGAUAAUUAUUCACUGACUAUCAGCAUGCAGGGACGUCAGAUUAACACAAGGAAGUUUAAUAUCAGAGGAACAUAACCUUUACAGAGCUUUAAAACACAGCAUCCGCCAACACAAACUUGACUUGAAUUUAAGUAAAACUAAACAGCCUCUGCCAAUAAUAACAAACUCUCACUUGAACUUCAGAUAUCUUACAGCUUCCGCCAACUUGUAAACACAGAACUUGAAAAUCGACCUUUGUCACACUUGACUAAACACAGCAGUCCAGCUCUUGGGAAAAAAACUUAGUUCGUCAAAAGAAGUCGCUCGGAACUUGUAUACCGUUUGACAUGAGGUUCUUUAAAAUACCAAACAGGCGAAUAGUAGUAGCUUUUCGACAUAUUUUAUGAUUUCAGUAACUGAUGCAAAUCUGCUGACUUAUGCUAAAAUGUAAACAUGCCUUAAUUAAUUAUUCAUGAAUAAUCCAAAAACGUAGAGAACAUUCGAGAAAGUCACGCAACGCAUGAAAGCAAUUUUACUAUGUAACACUCACCAAAGACAGCACUUUGUGCAUCAUCUUGUAAAUUUAAAUUCAUCAUAAAACAGUUCGAAAGGGUCAAGGACUCACUCGUAAAAUGUUUUUCAACACUCGAAGAGAAAUUUCGUGUCUGCGUGGCCACGUAAUACCCUCUAUUUAUUCCUUGAGUAAAUUUAAGACUAAACUCGAAGUGAUCUCAAGAUAUCACGAAGUAGUCUAUGCAGUCUCAUUUCAUGAAAUAGCCGAAACAAGCCGAAAAGUCACGAACUUGUACGCCCAAUCUUGUCCUGAACUACCUUGGGUCGCAGUAGCACAGUUGGGUAAUCCCUCAACUUAUAGUCACUUCUGAUCUGAUGGGUCGCACAGAUGAGUUGGUUCAAAUCCCGGGAAAGCCAAAAUAAUAAUUCUUUCUUCCUCGAAAAAGUUAAAGAAUAAAUCAAAGAAAUCGAAGUGAUCUCGAGAUAUCUCGAACUAAUGCACCUCUCACUUCAUCAAAUAGCCGAAUAAAACCGAAAACCUACAGACUUUGCAUGCCCAAUCUUGUCAAAAAAAGUCAACUUUGAUACAUUCCUGAGCGUCGCGAAUACUUUACUUUGCACUUCGCCGAAGUAAUAAGGCUGGGUUAGUGCCUUAUGUGGGUACCUUUAUUGUCUGUCUCUGAAAGAAUAAUGAUUCUAAUUCUUGUUCCUUGAAAACAUCUUGAAUUCUUUAUUUCCAGCUUUCCAGCUUUGGAGUGUAAUGUUGCAAUUACUAUAGUGAUUUGAUUUAGCACCUGGGGCGCCUAUUUGCUUUUGGUACUGUGCACGACCUGAAAUGAUCCCCGACCCUAAAUGAUCCCCCAAUUUUUUUGCACGCAACCUGAAAUGAUCCCCGAGGAAUUAUUGGAAUGAAAUGGGAUGACGUUUAAUUCCCAAGGAUGCUAGAAUUUCUAGAAUAAAGUAAAUUAAAGAAUUUUUACUCAGAUUGUUUGAAGUGUUGAUGUAUUUAUAAAUUUUGGACAAUUUAUUAAAUAAUUAUAACUCCUUUUUAAUAAAUUUUGCAAGAAACUUUAGAGUUUAAAUUGGAGGUUGAAAUCAGUCGUGCAAAUAGCAUCUCGUUAGGCCUGGUUUAAAUGUCAAAUUUCACAUGUGCCGAGUCUGAUACCUAUUUGGCUCUACUUAAUAACGAAAUCUGCCAUUUUAGACAUCGAAUCAUGAGCGAGUUUUCAUAGAGUUGGGAAAAAAUUGAGAAUUGUGGGUUAUAAUAAAUUAAACAUGAUUUUAAAAUUCGAUUCGGCACAAAAGACAACGGUUGAACUUCUGUCGAGAUUUGACUGGCUCAGUCGAAGAUGCAACAGAAGUCGCAUUGUCAAAUUUAAUUUUAGUUAAGCGUCAAACUUCCUACGCAUUCAAUACCUUUAAAUUUGGCACAUGUGAAAUGUGAUGUUUAAACCGGGCCUUACUGUAACAAGUAACAGUCUUCACUUCCUGUUGGUACCCAUUAAGGUACGUAGUAUUCACAUAACCGUUUAUUUCUGUCAAUUCCGUCAAACUGAACUGAACUGUUACUGAACUGUAACAAUACGUAAUACAAAACUCUCUGCCUCUGUUAGGGAAAAAAGUGAGUAUAAAAACAACCAUGAAAUUAAUGGUAAACAAGAACAACUGAAUACAACAGCAAGGCGAUAAAAAACCUUAACCUGUUGGUUAACAUGCAGAUGCAGGAACUUUAAAACCUGAACCAUAUAAAAUAAUUCAGUAGAAAGAACAAAACUGUAAUAACAACAAUAAUUGGUACUGGUUAGAGCCAAGUGUGUAGCUUUCAAAAUAUGUUAUUGAUUAUAAAUCCAGAUGUAUGUUGGAUACGGUAAAUGCUUAACUGUGAUAAGGAAUUAAACUGGGUAGAAAGCCUUGCAGUCUAUCAACAAUUAUACAAUGAGUCUCCUCAUAGCUCCUUAGGGAUAGCAACACCCUUUGAAGUAUAUUAUGGCUAGGAGCCCAACAAAGGGGGGUGCUAAAUCAAAUCAUUACGGCAUUGUGAUUGAAUUUUUUGUAUUUUGCAUGUACAUGAUUUACAGACAAGACUUGAAAAAACCCACAAAAAAACUUGUACAGCCAACAGUAGUGUUACCAGAAGCUAGUAGAAGAAAAGAGACAGCUGAAGAAACUAGCAGAUCAGCUGACAAUCCUGUGGUGACAGCUGCAGCCAUUGCUGCGGCUGCAGCUUCUGCAGCAACUGGACCUUUCCUACAGGUAAACAUUAAGAAUACCACCAAACCACCCAAUAUGAAAUCAACUGAGCUCUAUACAAUUGUUGAAAGUAACAUUAAAUUGUGGUCUUUAAUUGGAUUAUUGAUUUAGGAUACAUCUAAUAAUGCACUGUUCAAAGAGGAUAGUUGUGGGCCUCAUUGUUGAUUAAUUUAGCAUUUUACAUCGGUCUAAAAGUUUUUUACCCCAUAAACAUUACUUUAAUUUCUGUUGACUCUAAACCAUCUUGACUGAGAAUAAUAGUUAUUGUGAGACUUAACUCCCCAGCUCCUCUUUGCUGGGUUGUCGUCCACAGAUUUUCCACAGUUUUUUUGUCCAGCGGUAAAUCCACGUGCAUCCACAGAUCUGCAUCGGGUUUGGGCGUGCAAAAUGGACGACGGUGAGUUUGAAUUUGUUUAACAUUUUAAUAAUCAUUUCAGUCCUUUUCGAUCCUUUCUUUCCUUUGCUUGCUAAGUGAAAAACGUUGUCAUUCUCUGUUUAUUCGGCUGUUUACAGAACCCGAUAGAGAGGAAGUCCAUUCUCAAAUGAUGUAAGUUAUUUUCAAACCACAGUUUGAGAUUGAAAAUUUUCACUUUCAAAGUAUGGUUUGAAAAAAAUUUACAUCGUUCAAUAAUGAAAGUCCUCUACUGGCUUCUGUAAAGAGACGAAUGAACAGAGAAUGAAAACGUUCUUAUCUGAACAACAUGCAACAAACAGAAACAAGGAUUCAAAUGAUUAAAAUGGUAAACGAAUUCAAACUCACCGUCGUCCAUUUUGCACGCCGAUGCAGAUCUGUGGUUGCGUGUGGAUUUACCACUGGACAAAAAAACUGUGGAAAAUCAGUACUGGGCCACCGGGCCGCUGGCCUGCGGGCCGUGGGGUGCGGGCCGCUGGGCAGCGGACCUGCUUUUGGCAAAACCCCUCUGUACAUGGACAGGAGCCCGGCAUACAACUUCUAUCAGGCCUAUGCAAUGGCAUUUUUCACAGUUCAGUUUAUUUUUAGUAUAUUUUUAAUUACUUUUUUCUCAAAAAUAGAAGCACUAGCUUGAAUUGUAUGAGUGUGCAUCUGUUGUAUGAUUAAGAUUGUAUACAUGGCAGUAUAGUGUUACUUAAAAUUUGCCUGAAAAUUGAUCUAAAAAUAAACUGGUCCAUGAAAUGCUGUUGCAUGUGCACAAGGGAGUUACUCAUUACUGGUUAUGCACUCCUGACUUGGGUGAAAUACCUGGCCCUACAUAAAUCUUCAAUAACCUUGAAUACCGUAUUUAUUCGAGAUGCCUCUUUGAUAGCCAUAUGAGAGGAAUGUGCCACCAUCUUGUUUAGUUCACCCGCCUCCAGAGGAAAACCGCUGUCCACAAAUUUAAGACCCAUGUUCUUUCCUAGAAGCAGACCCAGAUCCUUUCUCGGUUAAUGGAAUCAACUUCCGUUAAAAAAUGCAAAAUGCAGGAAGCCACGAAUCAUUUGGAUGUCUUUCGUUGGAAACAAAAACAUAUUUUUUGCAUAUUGAUUAUGCACCAUAAACUAUAACCAGGCUAAAAAGUAUCCAGAUUAGACUACGAGUAGUCCUCAUUUUUCCUCAGGGAUAGCAGAGUGAGCGAAAUGCAAGGUCUUGAGCUCUCGUCUCCCUUAUUUAAGUUUGAGUUGGAGGGGGUGGGGUAGGGGUGGGCUCUUAUUAACUUUCUCUGCCCUUAGGAUGAGCGCUUAUUUGAGGGGGGGCUAAUUUGAGGUUGGGCACUUAUUCGAAUAAAUACGGUACCUCAAAAAUCCCACCUACAUACAGCCACACACACACACACACACACAUGCAAAAGAAUACUUGCCAAAUUUCCCUACCCAAAAAAUCCCAGAAGGAAAACAUCAACUACCCCCCGCCCCCCCUUCCGCUAAAAAAAAUAAUCCUUUGAUCUUCCCUAUAACUUUAAAUGCAGAGUACCCCUCACCCAGGCUGGGCCACACAAUUAUGUGGCAGGUCAAAAUUAGAUUUUGGGCUAAAGUUUAUAUUUAAGAGUUUGUUCAUGCUUAGUGUGUGUAUAUCGAGUUAUGGAUGCACGCGGGAAGUUUGGAGAGCACGAAAGAUGCGUAAGAGUUGCACGAGGCGAUAGCCGAGGGCAACUGUAGGGUAAGCACGCGCACCAUGUUAUAAAUAUUAAUAGGCCCUUUAAAGACAGAGAUGGCAGAUUUCACUUCCCAUUCCUACCCGUAAAACCCUACCUGUUCAUAUUGAAAUCUGAUAAAGGCACCCCUUUCGGGUGGAGCCCUCCUGUAUUGGCUAUUUUUGCGAGUACCCCCUCCCUACCCCUGUGGAUAAAAAACAAAAAACUGUUGAAUUUUUUAUAUUUCUUCUGAAACAAAAUGAUUUUAGAAGGAAAAAAAAGAGGAUUUCCAAACACUCCUUUGUAUUUUCUAUACGAAUUAUUUUUUAGUUUAAGAAUAAUUAGUUUUAUUAAAAAUGUUGUUGUGAAAAGUUGCCAUUUUCCUAGCUUCAGCAUUCUCUGGAGACUCAGGUUGCUGCUCUUGUAAGUAAUUUACAAGUUCUACAAAGCAGAGAACAGGCACUGCAAGACAAAGACAAAGAGAGUGAACUGCGGCAUCAGAUGGAAGAACGGUUACAAAGGCUGGAAGAACUACAGGCAAAGAUGCUACAGGCACAGGUUUUUUAACAACUCUUUUCAUGAAAGUUUUUUUUUCCAGUUUUCUUUGCAGCUAAGCAGAGAGUAUAUACAAUACCUUGAGAGCUAUGUAUGGCCCAACUAGGUGUUGACAUUGAUAGGUCACCUGUCCAUGGCAGAUCAAAUUUUCCUCACAUUGUACUUCUUUUUGUUAGGUUUACAAAUAACUUACAAAUUUAUUUAAUGUUGAAUGAUAACAAUAAUAUUUUUCUAUUUAAAAGACUACUCAGGCAGCUGCAGUCUUAGGACCAGUUAGUGUGUCUUAUCCAGUGACAUCACUUGAAGCAUCACUGCCAACAUGUAAUACAAUAACUACCACAAACCCUUCUGGUCCAACUUACCAUCAAGUUUCUAGGAUGGCUUGGCCAGCUGAGGGAACCCAAGCAAAUGAACCCUACUCCAUCCAUGCAAAGAUUUAUGAUCCUAGUAAAGAACUCCAUCUUUUAACGCAAAGCGUGCCAGCCUUUGGUAAGUAAUCUAAUGAAUGUUGUUUAGUCUAAUGUAUGGUCUUAUGGUAUGUGUAUUUCAGUGUUCUUUUUAGGCCUCAGUUACUUAUAAAUCACAGUCUGAAUAAUGAAUUACAGUUGAGCCUCUCCGCAAACGGCUACCUUGGAGACAGAAGAAAGUGCCGGCCGUUGUGGAGAGGUGGCCGUUACGAAGAGGUAGGGAGAUAAUAUGGCAAUUUUUUUUAAGGGUGUACAAUAUGUUUAUUGUGCUAAGUUCGUGCUUACUGUAUCUCUAGUCUGCUUGCAUUCCGCCUUGUCUCUUAAAACCUGUCUAGUUCUUAUCUCGCGUGCUUGGGUUUCGCGUGCAGUAACUUUGCAAAGAAAAAUAAUAGACUACUCGCAGUCUACUGUAUCUCAUAAUGGUAAUCCAAUCAUAUUUUAGACCUACAUAGAGAUAAAAUACAUAAAAAAAACUUGACUAAUGAUUGAAUCAAAAUGUUAACGGGAUAAAACGAGGAAGGUUCGCAACAUUCGCCGUAAGUAUCGUAGACAAUUUUUGCUUACUGCAGCAAUAUAAAUGGAACACAAUCAAAAUGCCACUGCCGCGAUUAAUCAUCAACGUGCCAUACGAUCAAAUUUCAUGACCAUUCUCGACCUUUUCAUCAGUCGCUGAAAAAACUGGCCGUUGUGCGGAGGUUAUUUUGGCAGUUGGGGACGGGCUUUAGUGGCCGUUGCCGUUGUUAGUGAGGCUUAAACAAUAGACAAUGUAUGGACUGUCCGCCGCCAAGACAAAAAAAGUGGCCGUUCCUAGAGAGGUUGCUAUUAGUGGAGGUUCGACUGUGUAGAAAAGAUACUGUUGUCGAAGAACUACUUUGUUUUUAUUGUACCGUUUUCCAUUUUCACGAUUCAGUGUAGCUGAGGCAAAAUCAUGUUUCAUUAAACUUUUUUAUCAUUCAUUCAAAAUAUUUCUCCGUUUCUGAUUGGCUAAAAGCACACGCAUAAUUCACCAUAACCAGCUACUGUUGACCAAAUUUGGAAGAAUUUUGCGAUUAAUCAACCUAUGACGUCAGAAGUGCAGCACAGUGUGCAGGUUAAUGCACCGUUAACUGAGAAGGCCCGAGAACGAGGCUGAGUUGUUUUUGUUGUGAAAAGAAAAUGGCCGAAACAGUUGGCGGAACAUUUUACUCAUUUCACGACGAACUAUUGUCUAAAAACAUAGCAAGAAAAUUACUCGACGAACAACAUCUGCUAUUUGGAGUAUAUUUGCAGACCUGAACAGCCCUUUAUUUUCUAAACAUGUACUAUCGAGGUGAACUUAACAUCGACUAAGGUAAGCCUGUUUAGCUUGUUUUUAAACUAGGAAUUAUUUUGAAUGAAUAAUAAAGCAAUUAAUGAAUUCCAUGUUCGUAGGGUAUAAAGAAUUAUGCAGAUCUCUCUCGGAGGGUGGAUAACACCCUCCUCGAUCUGCAUAAUUCUUUUUAUUAUUCAUUCAAAAUAUUUCCCACGAUUCUGAUUGGCUAAAAGCACACGUUUAAUUCACCAUAACCAGUUACAGAUGACCAAAUUUGGAAGAAUGUUGUGUUUAGCGAGGAAAUGAUGUCAAAAAAUGCAGCGUUCUUGCAGGUUAAUGCACCGUUAACCGAAAAGACUUGGGGACGAGGUUGAGUUGUUUUGGUUGUGAACUUGAAAAUGGCGGACAUUUCACUCGUUUCAAGAGUAACAACUAGGCGAAAAAAUAACUAAAAACAUGACAAUAACAGCAAGAAGACGACUCGAAGGGCGACAUCUGCUAUUUGGAGAAUAUUUGCGGAGCUGAACAACCCUAAACGUGCAUUAUCGAAGAUGAACUUAAAUCGAUGUAUCGAUGGAGGAAAGCAUGUUUUGGCCAUGUUUUUAAACUAGGAAUCAUUUUGAAUGAAUAAUAAAACAAUUACUGAAUUCGCUUUUGGUAUCAUAUGAAGAAUUAUGGAGAUCUCAGAGGGUGUUAUCCGCCUCGGCCUACGGCCUCGACGGAUAACACCCUCCUCGAUCUCCAUAAUUCUUCAUAAGAUACUCAGCCUCAUUCAUUAAUUGUUAAAUAUCCUACUCAGCCUCAUUCAUUUAUUGCUAAAUAAUUAAGGACACCUUGUAGGAACAUGAUUGUGUUUCUUUGCUGCUUUCUCUUUUUUGACUUUCAAUGAAUAUCAUUUAUUUUGAUAGACUGUUGGAAUGGACAUCCAUAUCAUACUUGCCCUCCCUUCUUUAAGCGUAUUUCAUUUCAUUUUUUUGUUUUGCAGAAAAGCACAAAAUUGUAAGAAACACCAGAACCCAGACCUCCCCUCAAGAAUCUGUUUUGUCAGAAGAGUCACCGCUGCAGACCCCUCUCCCCCGUAAGCAACCACCCAAGCCAAUGUCCCGUUAUGACCUGCCAAGGUCAAGGUCAUAUAGUCAUAGACUUCGGUCUGAUGUUUCGCGGAGAAGGGAGAAAAAAGAAAAGGUGUCUUUUGAUCAACCUGAUAUUUCCCCUGCAGAGCCAACUUACAUCAGGCAAUUUACCGAUAAAGGUUAGUUUCAGAAAUAUCAAAUUCCAAAAGUGAAAUCCAGUUGAUAGGAAACAGUGCUGGGUUAAAUAUGUGCGAAAAAGCUAAGACGAAUUGAUUUAGUGGUUUAUUACACUGGAAAGAAGAUGAAAGUAACAGACAGCUGUGCCAUUUUACUGCCAGAAAACACGGACGAGUGGCAUAAGUAGAAUCUUGUCCAACAAAACAGGAAUUUAGUAGCAGUCUACUCUGUACUUGUUACAGCGUGAUGUUUCCAGAAAAUGUCGUCAAAGCUAAGAAAUGUUAGUUAACUGCAUAUUUACAGGUUUUGGUAUAACCAACUGGUUAAUGCAUUAAGGUUGUUUUCCCACCACACCACUGCCUUGAUACACUUCUCCUCUUGGAAAAUGAUAUUUUGACACAAGAAAAUUCAUCAUUUCUCCAGGGCGUGGUCUAGUGAGAGAACUCGUAUCCCAAAAUGGCUUUGCUACCGGAGUUGACAAGGCAAGAAUAGAACCACAGAGAACAUCUCACAGGUAAUAGGGGCUGGCCCCGCACUAUCUGGUUGUGUAAUCGUUUGUGGGUGUAUGUGACCUGUCGGUGUAUGUAUUAAGCUCGAUUACCAGCAGCUGUUCGGGAAAUGAGCCCACGGUCCUCCCCUGAACAGAGGGGAGGAACGAGAGAGCCGCGGAAAUCGGGCCUAGGUAUGUAUUGGAUUUACCGUUUGUUCCAUUUGUAGCCAUAUAUCGCUAAUUACAAAAUAACUAAGAUAGUGCGUGCGUUCUGAUUGAUAAAAAACGUAUGGUUUAUUGUGCCGGUAAACUCAUAGUUUUACUUAAAGUUAUUUUAUAAAUAUUAAUAUAAAAUAAUAGACCACACUUUCUAUGGGACUUGGGAUGUUGGGAGAACACUUGAAAAGGUUGUAAAUCACUGGCCUUCGGCUCGUGAUUUACAAGCUUUUCUCGUGUUCUCCCAACAUCCUGCGCGGGUUAUCACGCCGGUAAACCCAUAGAAAGUGUGGUCUAUUGCUUAAAUAUUUACGUGGAGCAAUGUUAAAUCAACUUACCUUCCGUAAAUUGUCGUCCUAUGCUUCUGAACAGGUAUUUUAAACCGCGAACUCAAAAUCCUUAAAAAUCGCUCAAAACAAACGGUUACUGAUACAGAUUGUGUGGAUCCGCGGCCUGUGUGACAAGUAUGACGACCAUCUCUCCUCUUGGCAAUGUCUUACCUUGUUCUUCGUAAUCAUUUUGCUGGAUUAUCUUUCCUCUCCACGGCAACAACCACCGCUGUCAACCAAAGUGGCCACUAAAGGGAGUUCUGUUUUUCUUUUGUUAACUCUCCCUCGCCAGCGAUAAAACGAAAACUUCAGGCAGCUUGUGAACCUUCUCUCUCUUUUUUUAUAUGCACCAAUGAGGUUUUAUAAGUAGGGAAUGCUGAAAGGCAGGCCACAUGGUGUUUAGAGAGAGCAAUUUUAUUUUAAAGUUCAACAAACGCACAUCUAACGGCAAAAUAGGAAGAUCAUCCUAGUAGGCCUCUGCAGUGGCAGAGUAGUAAUGUAUUUCGUCCCUAUGAGGAAAGAAAUAUGAAAUCAGUGAAAGUAUAAUACAUUCACGUUACACCUAAUUUAUUGAUACUUUCAGUAACUAGUCUGCGAUUUUGGUCAAUUAGUCCGCACGAUGUUUCUUGGGCAUUGAACUUGUGCUAUUUAUUUUGAUGAACAGGAUACGAGAAACCUCUUACUUUUGCUGGUCGGAUUUACUUUUACCUUGUUUUUGCUGUUUUCUACCAUGCGACCAGAGGCCCUUCUCGGUCUAGGAGGGUAGAAGGGCCUCUACUCGCAGGGUAUUCCUAGGUUCCAGUCCACCUCAGCCGUCCCGCCCUUAGCCUGCGUGGCAGGCGUUUGAAAGGGAAGGGAAAGGGAGUUUUAGGUGCGAGAGAAACGCGUUUCCCUCGCGCCCAAAACCCCCUUUCCCUUCCCUUUCAAACGCCUGCCACGCAGGCUAUCCCGCCCGGUGCGCCCUAUGCAAAACAAAGAAAAAUUGAAAAACUCGUUUUGGUUUGGACUGAUUUAUUUAUCAUAUGUCAAGGUGAAGAUCGCUUGUAUCGCUGUUUGUGUCCCUUGUGCCGGUGAGCAGGGCGUUGUUUUUUUUCCGAAUGUCUUUCAACGCUUUCCUCGACUAGAAUUACACAUUCCUUUUAUCCUCGCUGCAGGUUAUUUCAGUGCUACUAUGCUUUUUACAGUUGUAAUUUUUGAAAGAAUAUUUUUUAAAAGUUUAAUUCCGUCUGUGAUUUGUUAACCGAAUUCACGAGAUGUUAUAUGUCAAAGUCCGUGGAGAUCAAAUGUGAUAACCGUAUUAAGGGGUUUUUUCCUCGUUUCGGACACCGUUGUCGAACUGUGAUGUAUGUAUUGUUUCUUUUUUUUUGAGAUAUUUUUUCUUGGCCACCUCUUGAAACAAACUCAUGCCUUGGUUCUUGUUCGGAGAAGGGUUUUUCUUUCGUUGAUAAACACGUUGAUAAACAAUUCACGCAGAUGGCCCGAAAGCCAGAUGUCUUUAAUUCUUGACAGAAUUGGGAAUCGUUCCAGAUUACAUCAUAUAAAUUGGAUUAGUUUCAGAUUUGACCAUGACUUGGGCUACAACUUAGCCAAGUUGCUAUGGUAUUUACGCAAUCUUUGUUGCUUGUCAGUCUUAUGAGGUUUGACCCCCAGUAGAACAGGAAAGGAUUUCGUCAUCUGAUCUGAUAUUCAAUCAGUUGGACUUCUGAAACUGAUAAUAUUACGGCUUUCCUGGUGAAAAUCAGGGUGAACAUUUAUCUUAAAAUUACAAUCUUCUCGCAAGAUCUUCAGCUUCCUCGUUCUUCCCAGAAAAAUUCUCUAUGAAACGAAAAUUGGAAGGUUAAUUGUAGAAUUGUGUUUGAACUAGUUUUCACCGCACCCAUGACAGAGCAUUCAUUCCUCAAAUGUCUGAAUCACUGCGCAUGCGCUCUUUUGGCAGGUCAGUUUUAGGCGUUGACCAAACCAUUUUUUGGGUAAGAAGUCAUGCGCAUGAGUUGCACUGUGGACGUCUCAGCUCUUCUUACGGAUAUAAAUUUUUUUUGCAAAUGUUUGAUCUCUUUUCACGCGGAUAUAAGUGUGGUUUUGAAAAGGUUGUGUUGAUGUAAAAAUACAUUGCGGGUACUGAAAUAUCGUUGCGGACUUCUCAUAACCCCGCUCGCUGAUUCAAACAAAUCAAGAGGACUGUAUCUUUCGAUGUAACAGCACCAACAGUCUACUGCGAUGUACAGUGCAGUUCUCACAUAUUCAACGGUUGUAACACAACGAUCAACGAUCAACUAACACAUUCUAAGUAUACAGAGGUUUUUCUACUAUCCUUGCGUAAUUACAUUAAUUACAUGUACAGUAAAAGUUCCCAUUGUAAUGUAUCUAAAUUAAGUGACUAUUACAAAAUCGCACGUUCUUUCACCUUAUUUAGCCUAAAUGUUACUUAAAUGUUUUAUACUCGGACUUUGUCUACAUUAUUUUGAAAUCUAAUGUCACGACAUAUAACUUCUUUGCGCUACAAAUGUCAAUUUCUAAUUAAUAUUUAACCAAAAAAUAAUCAAGUUAAGCCUGGUUUUCAUUAGGCGGGAAAAUCCCAGACGAUCGGGGAUUUUGCUGUUUCCCGACGCGUCUCAGAUUUCUGCGAUGAUCGGUAUCAUUCCCGACAAAUGAAAACUCAAAUUUGUACUGUCGGGGACGACGGCGAUGGAUUUCGCUCCUUCUCAACCCUCAAAAUUUUAAAAUGGACUCCAGUCUCCCUAUCAUACAUUUGUGUACAAAUUUCAAUUUUUGGCGCAUUUUCCAUUUCCCUUCAAAUUCAAUAUCGGGAGAAUCUGGGCGAUUAUCCGAUAUAUCGGCCAAAUCUGGGACGGUCGGCAAAAAGUAAAAUCCCUGAUCGUCUGGGAUUUUCCCGACAUAUGAAAACCAGGCUUUAAGCAUCACCUAUUUCUUUCCCGACAAAUAUUUCUUAGUCUUCCAAUCUCUCACAUCGUAAGUUUAGAGGGAUCCCGGGAGAGUGAUGCUGUAUUACCGGAUCCAGACCUUGAGAUAAGGCGGGGGGGGGGCGGUCAUCCGGAUCCUUAGAAAGGGGGGAGGGGCGGUCUCCAAAAAAAAAUGUUUUUUGGCCCUUCGGGCCUCAGUUUGGUCUAAAAAGAGGGGCAGGGGGCGGACCCCCCCGGGUCCCUCCCCUGGAUCCGCCACUGUGCUGUAUAUUGAAUGUCUUUCUUUCAUGGAAAUGCCGGACACAUAAAUUACAUUUUAUCAUCGUGAAAGAAUUCCAAAACUCAGGGCAAAGAAUAAAUUUUCCAGUCGACUUUUUUGUGAUGGUAACCGUUCGGUACCGGUUGCAUUGCAGUGUGGACCUAGUUUGCCAAACGUUUGCAAUUUGUGCAUGAUCUUGCAACCCGGCCACUUACGGCCCGGGACUUACGGGUCCUUUUGCCGUCCAACUUUUCGUCCCCGUUAUUCAUCAGUACGUUUAUAGUUAGAAACUUUUGAAAAGACUGCGGUAAAACCAGUAAAUGCUGCUACUUAUGACUGUUGCUAGCCGAGUUAUCUUGAAAGAUGCUGGGCCCUGAAUUUAAACAAGCGUGCUUGUACUUUUACUGGCAUUGAGUACAAAAGCUAAUCGUAAAACACUGAAUACUUUGUGAGUAAAAUAACUUCAUAAGCCAGACGGAAUAGUACUCAAUCUAUGUAAAACUUGUGCUAAGGUGAAGGCUGUGCAAGUCCCAGUACCCCCAUGUUUGAUAUUUAGAACACAGUGACACCCAACGAGGAUAUAGUUCAAAACCACUUAACGUAGCAUUGUUGAACGUGUUUUAGUAUUCAAACGGUAGAUAUAGGCAUAUCUUUAUCCCCUAAAAACUUUUCAUCUGUUCGGAUUUCCUAGCUGAAAGUCUAUUGAGCCGAAAAUUAUAGGGAUAAAAACUUACCUUCUCGAAAAUUGUAGCCAGGAAAAGGCUCUCGAAAAUUCUAGGUGGCCUUUUUUAGGGUCAAAAUCCGUUAAACAUGGGUAGUUAUACCAUUUUGUUUAUGUUCGAAAAUCCUAGGAGAGGCAGGCAAGCAAGAAAUUUUACAACAAAUGCUCCGAAAAUUCUAGAUCUCAAUUCGUCUUCCGAACAGAUAUUUUCCCGAAAAUUGCCGUUGGGUGCCCCUGAGAACAGAAUCACAAAUACUGAUGCCAACCCAAAACUCUUGGCAAAUAAUAAGUUUUUUAGUCGAAUAUUUCUUUUCGGCAUUAUUAUUUGCUCUGAGUUAAAUUCUUCCAAUGAUAAUGUCUCCGCCAUGACAGAAGAAAACAUUUUCAUCAAUACAGUUUAUCAUGUUAUUUGAUAUAUGUCAAUGGAGCUUGAAGGAUCUUGUCUCUCUGCCUUGUGUCAGCAUAUUUUAAAUGAAACGAAUGUUCGAUGAAGUUCCUUGUGUGCCGUAUGCCAUUGCGUGUCGUCAAUGAGAGUUCAGAAUUGUGUUUACUUAAAAAGUACACAGCGGUUUAGAAUGCGAAGCUAGAAAGAUGGUAUUAAAGGAGUAAAACUUUUCUGAAAUUGUUACUUUUGCGCGUGACUGUAGUGAUCCCGCACACGUAAAAAGUUUCCCUGUUGAAUUUUUCAGGUGUCUCUGCGCCCUCAGAACUUUCACCGUCCACAAAACACAAAAUAUGAUAUGCAAAGUGAUAUAGAAAAUUUCUUCGCAUUAACAUUAAGAUUACUUUGAACACAAACACAAUUAAAUAAGUAUCCUUCCGGAUAUAGCUGAUUGCUUUAAGAAAAAAAGUAGUAGACAAUCGAUCAAUCUAUUACUACAUCCACCAAGCGUCAAACAUCAUAAAUUAUGUUGCAUGACGUGGCGUGUCUUAGCUCUCUGUGACCUACGCGUGUCCGGUUUGCUCUACAAUAUCAAGACAGACCAUAAACGUUGCCUGUUGUGCAGAAUCGAUACUACAUGUAGUUUAUUUGUUGGGGAAAUCUAAUACAGGAACACAAUUUUCAACGGACGGAAGAUUAUACGAGACUCCGUGUUAUUGUUCUUUCGUUGAGUUUCGCCUGUCAUGAAUUUGAUCCGAAUAUAAGAUUAACACAUGACUUGUAACAAAUGACAUUGGGCAAUAUCUGUUACGGGAUCAAGUGGCAGCCAAUUUCGGGUUUCAACCUGUCAAGAAUUUGAUCCGAACUUGCAGUUUUAAAUUUCCCAAAAAGAAAAUGUAAACACCCCAGGAAUGGUUUAAAUUUUUGACCUAUGACAAUAUUGAGCAAUGUCUGCUUUCCGCGGAUCAAAUGACGCCUUCAAGACAAAAGCGCUAUUCAGCACAAACCUGAGUUGUUUAAAAUGCAAUUUAUUGUAUCCGGUGCCCGCGCAGUCAAGCAUUUUGCAUAAUCUAUGUUCUCUUUCCCGGAAAGAACGUUUAUGUAAACUCAGCCAAAACGUCGCUAUUGUUUUUGAACAACGGAAACCAAUGACUCUCUGCCUCGGGUUGGUUACCAGGGAUUAUUAAUGACGUCAUUUGCCUAAUUUUAUACAUUAUUUACGUGCUUAAGGUUCUUUGUUUCGGGAAUGAACAGGAUUUGAAGCAGUUAUAGCAAACGCACUUUGUUUCAUUCCGACGUUGUGUUGAUCGAUGUCUAUGAGUAUUAUUUCACAUAUUUUAUUCAUUUUUAGUGAAUGGUUUUGAAAGCUUAAGUUUGUUAUGCUUUAAUUUCUCCCCUUUGCCAUGCAGCGAUAUUUUUGUAUCCGAAAGAUCUGUGCACCACGUGAUUAUGCUAAGAAACCAAGUCUAUUUAACUACUCAGGCUGUUUCUCGUUGGGCGGCGGCAUUUUAGAAAAACCACCAAAGUUCCUUGGCGAAAAUUUCUCCCCCUCCUUCCACCUCGUAAAAGUUCCAUGGCCAUUGCGGUGAAUAAUUCAGUCCAGUUAUCGUAUUUAUCCACCCCAAAUUCGCCCCGCCUUGUGUUUGUGCACUUCAUGAUUUGGCGACAGGUGUGACGUCACAGGAAGUGUGUGUGAGUUCACUGAUUGUUUUGACGCAUUGGCUCGGAUCAACGCGGUUCGGUCACCGAUAUGAUAAUUCAGAACGAACCUAAAUUUAGAGUGUUUGAGAGCUCAUACGGUGAUCGAGUUUCGCGUCACAUAUUUAUUUGAUGGCAAUUGUUUUAACUCGUUCUUCGAAGAUUAAAAGUUCUGGUUUCUUCUGCUUGCGUUCUGGUGACACGCUUUCUCGAUUUCCUGGCGAUCAAGAAAUUUGUCCAAUUUUAUGAUCACACGUGCCUCCGAUAACGUAACUGCCACAUCGAUAGCUUGCUAUAUAGGAGAACAAGAUUUGCUGAAUUUUUCGCUAUGAAGAAGGACCUGGAAGUGUUAAAUCUAUGCUCAUCAUAACCUAGACGCGGGCGGCCAUAAUUUCUUUGUACUGCAAUCGUUUUGUGAGGAAAACUUCGGGAAAUUAUAUGAGUUUAAUACUGGUGAACUGAGCCGAGCAUUAGAACAUGUCGGCUAGUCGCUUUCAUCGUCAGCAUUGUUAUUUAUGCGAUCUUCCUCAUUCUCCGUGGGCAAUUUUACACGAUUUUUCGGAACCGGUUUGCCGAGGUUGUUGCAACUAUGAAGGAGCUGACCGAAUUGAAGAUGUAAUACAUUAUUCUAGAAUUUUGCGGCGAACAUGGGAAAACAACGAAGCGAACAGGGGUCGAGGCGUAAAAACAGAAAGGCUUAAUUCAGCAGGUUCGUCUGUUUCUUCGACUCCAAGUCCGCCACCAGCUAACGGUACUAACUACACGUCACAAUUUUCAGAGCAAAGAAAAUCAACUGGAAAAGUUCAUAACAGUCACAGAAUUGGCGAAGAAAGUAUAGAAAAUUCGCUAGGGCAUGGCAUUACCGAAGCGGCAAACGGACCGGGCGCUAAAGGAUCUCGCCCUCCAGGAAAUAUUGGUUCUCGCGAGGUGGAGAGACGUGGAUCAAAUUUUAACAUGGAUGAUGUUAGGCAUGCAGCAAUGGCAAACGGAAAUUCCUUGCAAAGACAUCACCCGCCCUUGACCCCAAAUGGACCUCAACAAAACUUUGUUGUCGAUGGUCCAAGGCCAGAACUAAUUCGAGAAACUCUGACAACAUUGAACCGGUCUUGUCCUUUUGAUAUCAGAUUCAAGAAGGAUUACGCGUUGGUCGGUCGCGUAUUUGCUUUCGACGUCACUUACAAGCCAGGCAUUGAUUACGAGCUUAAAAUUUUCAUCGAAUAUCCUCGUGGUUCCGGUUGUGUUUUUCAAAGCGCAUCAGGAGUUGCUAAACAGAUGUAUACAGAGUCUUUAAAGGAAAUGGCAAAGCCCCUUUCUUCUGGGUUCAAAUAUUUGGAGUACGAAAAAGACCGUGCCAGUGCAGAUUGGCGUUUACUGGGGGAUUUUCUCCCUGAGCCUGUCCGUUUGUUCAAGGAAGCUAUAAAUCCUGAGUUUCUUGCCAAACCUCAACUAGAUCCUGAAUUUCCAGUUCUACCCCAUGUAAACCUCAGCUUCAACCGAUCAGGUCCAGCUUACAGUCGAAAGCGAAAAGGUGCAAUUGAUUUAGAAGAAUUUGAAGUAACAGCUGGAAAGCGAAUGGGACCCAUUCAUGGUCACAUGACUCGUGAUGACACAGUACAUGGAAUGUGGAUGGCAAACCAAUCAGGAGAAGCUGUCAAGUUGCAGGCUCACGUACCAGGAACUCCCAUUCCCCCAGGAACACCUGUGACCUCUAUCCCAUCUGCAUCUGUUCCACCUAUGGUUGCACUGCCUGUCUCUAAAGCAAGCUUGGCAGUCUCAGAGCAGCAUGCCCGUGGUCAAGUAAAAUCUCCAAUGGCUACCAUGGUGAAUCGUUUUGAGCUGCCUCCAAGUUCUGUUCUUCGUGAAGACUCAAGGAAUGGCCCCAAUAAUUUGGUUCCUGUGUCACCUAACCCUGAGAGACUUUCACCACGCCAGCGUCAGUCACCAAGGCCCUUACCAGUUGGUGGUAAACCUGAAUCUCAAGGGGAAGGAGAAGCAAAAGGACGAGGCCCUUCAUCUGUGAAUAUAUUGACCUGCAGCCUUUGUCACGACAAGCUGGAAGACACACAUUUUGUGCAGUGUCCAUCAGUUUCUCACCAUAAGUUCUGCUUCCCUUGUUCACGUGAGAGUAUUAAGAAGCAGGGAGCUGGUUCAGAAGUGUUCUGCCCAAGUGGUGAAAGGUGUCCAUUGCAAGGCAGUGAUUUGCCUUGGGCAUUUAUGCAGGGAGAAAUUGCAACAAUUUUAGGAACUGCUGGGGAAGCAUAUAAUAAUGUGAAAAAGGAAAAAGAUGGUUGAUGUUUUCUAUCUUCGUUCUUAACAAGUAUAGUAUUAAAUGUGUGUAGUACCCCUUUUGCCCUUCAUUGUUUGGAGACAACUUUUAAUUAGCAUGAAAACAUUGGUCAUUAAAAUUACUGUAUCAACAAUUUAGUUGAAGAUGCAAUCAUUUUAAAUUGUGGUUCAAUCAUUAAGGAUUUUUUUAUCAAGUAGAAUAUUCAUGAAGGCGAAUUUGUUAAGUGUUUUGUCAAAACUAGCAUUCUUCAGUGUGAAUGAAGAUUCAUCAUCCUUGGGUUGAUGAAUUGAUUGGGUGUCAAUAACAGAUUUUUUGUAUGCAAUUUUUUGCCAAUUUUCCACUGUAUUUGAAGGUACACGUUAAACUGCAAACAAAGCAUUUUGGAUUAAAAUGCAUGGAAGAAGUGGCCAACUUUGUGCAUGCAUCAUGAUUGUCAACCAGCUUGUCUAAAUUAAAAUACCAUGUUGCGGCACAAACCACAGGUAACAUGUACCAUGCAAUGAAGAUACCAAAGAGAAUGGAAAACUAAAUGAACUGAUAACAGCGAGUCCCGGUUGUUAUAGCCUGUGCCAGGCUCUCAGAUAGUAUGUUGGGGAUGUAAUAGAACAAGCAAAGCGAAAAUAAGACGCGCGUGACUUGGGAAAGGGGGCAGUCUCAGCUCCCGCUCGUUUUUCGCAUUUCUUUUUACUGAACGACUUUUCACCACUAUCUCGGAGCCUGGAACAGGCUACAGUGGUUAGGUCAAAGCAAACCUACACACCAGAUGCUACAAAAUGUAUAUUUAUUCUCUCAAGUUAAUGUCAUUUUGAUUUGCAUUAUUGAAUGUUUGCCUUUAUGUAAAAUGUUUGGUUCUUCGUAUCCAGAUACUAUUCUUUGUUAGUUUAUUAUUUUGUUGCAGUGUUUACACAUUUUGAAUUUGAAUGACUUGAGUUUUGAUGCUAAUGAAAGUUUUGAAGGGCAAAAGGUGUUAAACGUACAUACUUUGUGACUAUCAUUUUGCUGCUGCCAUGAUGAAAUUUUCUUUGGUUGAUUUUUCAAACACCUUUGAGUUUUUCUUAAAAAGUGUAGCAAUUUAGGUGAAAGAAAUCGUUGUAAUUGAAUUUAACUUAUUACUCUUAUGAGUUGUGAUUGUGAUUUGAUUUUUUUUGCUUUACUGGUAUUACAAUCUGCUGAAUUUUUGUAAAAUUUAUCUUCUUUACUGGUGGAGUAAUUUCUUGCUUCCAUUGGUCAAUUCUAGGAAUUGUCAAUUUCUGGAGAUUUUGUAUUUUCACUGAUUUUAUCAUUAGAAAUGAAGAAGCUUGUAUUUGACAUCACAUGUAGAUUUAAGAGUUAAAAUUAGCAAUCUGGAGUACUAACUGCUAUUUAUUCAAAAUUGCAGCAAGAUUUGAUUAUUCCUUUUGUUUAAUACUUCAAUUUGUAGGCCUUCUGUGAAUACAUAUAUGGUGACUUGUACAUGCAGAUGUUUAAAUGUGUGAUUUCUUGUGAUAAACAAUUUAAUGCCAAUCUCAGAAUUGCAGCAUGCAAAGAAAGUAGUGUCAGAUAACCCAGGGCUGGUGGAUUUUGCUGUCAGGCUGGUGAAUUCUGUUCUUAACCUACCCAUCAGGGAAGUAAGGAUUUUUUUUACAGUAGAACUGUAGUCAAUCCUGCACACUUAAUUUUUUUCUGGCUAGCUGAAAUGACUUUUGGACUAGUACAUGCUAGCUACAGCUUGCCUGAAUUAAUUGUGAAACUGACUUUUUUGCACCCCACUGUUGACUUAAUAAACUCAGUCUUGUAGGAUGUAAUCAGUGCUGCAUAUUAGUGCAGGGCUACUUAAUGUUUUGUUUUCGAGAAGGUAGCUUUUUUCUUGAAUUUUACACUUGUAAGUGGGGCAAUGUUAAGGUACUUUCUCUUACAGGGUUUGAAAUUAAUUUUUUGGCCAACCAAUUAUACAGUUCAGUAUCCAAUAAUGUGUGCUUAUAUAGUGCUGAUAAAUGUGGCAAAUGUAUGAAUGGAUUGGUUCCAAUUUCAUGAUGAUCAGUAAAAAAGAAAUAGUGAUGAUUUAAUAAUGCUCUUUUACAUUUUCCUUUCAACUUACAUUACGCAUGGUUGGAGAAUUCAUGAUCAACACUGCAAAACGUUGUUUGUUUAGAUUCAUCGUACUGCAUACAUAGUGUUUGAAACUGUACUUCUUCUUUGUUGUUUUACUCAAUAUUCCAUUUCGUCUUCACAAAUUUCAGGCCACGACCUUUUUCUGAAAAAACUAUCCAAGAAUCCUUGCAUCUGAUCAGUAUAAUAAAUGGUUGCACAUUAAGGAGCCAGUCAAAAAGAAAAAGGAAACAAACACUGAAACAAGCAAGGUGGCAGAGAUAUAUAAAGGCUGUUUCCAGAUCUUCCCAUCCAACAAAGCCUAGUUACCUUAAGUUAUGUGAAAUGUGCAGUUUUCGUGUUGUUUGAUUAUGUCGUAAGCAUAUCUUUUAGAAAAAUAAAUUGUUUGGGAAACACACAUGCAGAGAGGAAACACAUGUAAGAACAUUUUCUAUGACAGAAAUUUUUACUAACCGUGACAGGUUGCUAAGGCUCAUUUUUAGUAACCAAGGGUCGGAAACUACUUAAUGGUUGGUUACUGUUAAUUUCAAGCCCUGGCUUACGACUCUCACACAGCUUAAUUGCUUCUAAUCUAUUACAGACUAAUGGUAACUUUAAUUUUUUAUCAAACUUUAUUUAAAAAUGAGAAUAUCAUUAAGGUCAAAUCUGUGAAAAAUAUCUAUUUCAAAAAUAUAUUAAGGUAUUUUAUGUGCAUCUUUUGUCUUUAAUAUAAUUUCAGUUAUGUUUCGUUCUGGAAAGUGGAUGUUUUGAUGAAAAAUUUCGAGGGUAAUGCACAAACCUAUUGUUGAUAUUAAGAAUUUCAGCUAGUGAAAGCUUCUAGUGCUUUGAUCUUUAUGUUACUUUUUUCCCUGGCUUUGUCUACCAAGAACUUUUGCUCAGAAUUGUGUGAAUUUGUGUUUCAGGUACCUAAAAUCUCAUAACCUUUAUGGUCACAUAAAAAUCCUAUUGCUUAGCAUCAGUUGUUGCAUUAUAAAUGUAAGCUUUGUUAGGCCGACCAUACAUAACAGCCUGCACACCUCUAUUUGGUUUACUUUGAUCUGACAGAGUGGUAAGAUAGUUGGUACCAAGAACUGUUGUUGCAAGUGCUUUUGUUGCUUUGUUCUACAUACAUACAUACAUAACCUUUAUUAAAGUGUCUAAUCGUUUUAGUGCCUAUUGGCUCUAAUUGGGGAGACCUUUAAAACUAAAUUACAUCAUUAAAAGAAACUAAUUAAAUACUAUAAAACAUAAAAAAGCCAGAAAGUAACACUAUUCAAGCUAAGUACUCUUUUACACGUAAAACUAAGUUCUAAGUUUACUCUUUAACACUUGGAAGCUAAGUUCUAAAUUUACAAUAUAAAAACUAAAUGCAAGCCUGCGUGGCAAAAAAAAAAGGGGAGGGAGAGGGGGAGGGAGAAAAGCACGAAAGAGGGGAAAGGGAAGGGAGCACCUGCUAUAAGAGCCGGUGUUUUUGUAAUCCGCCCACCAUUUUCUCAACUAAUCCGAUAAUGUCACUGUCAAUAUGUGACCAAUCACAAGUACGCGGCUUCUCAGCAUGGUCCGAACUCAAUUACUUUGUUUACCGGAAAUUGUCAAGUUGAGACACUUUUUUUCAAUUGAUAUCAUAAUCGAGCGAAACGAAACAUUUUUACUGUUCUUGCUCCCGCAGCAAACAUUUUUUUACUGCUUGCACUCUACGACAAACAAUGAUCAGUUUCGUGUGAAUACACAAGACCUUUUAUCUUACAACCUCAUCACGCACCGUGAUAGUCACAAAGAACAGAACGCUGGCCAGCCUGAGACGCGAAUAAUGAAAGUAAAGGAGCUCAACAGAUAGUUUUUACCAAAGCUUCAGCUCUCUCUUUGCAAACCAUGUAAAACUCCAUUCAAGAUGGUACAUGUUUUUGUCAUGUUUGUCUCUCACACUAAUGCAUGCCAGGAUACACACCAAUAAGUUACUCAUUUCGGCUCAGCCAAUCAGGAAUUUGCGGACGCCAGCGUCCGCAGAAAUGAAUAAAAGGGGGUUCUUAUAGCAGGCAUCCCUUCCCCUCUCUCCCCUACCCCCUCCCUUUUUCCCUUUUUCCCUACCCCCUACCCCUUUCGACGCCCGCUACGCAGGCUACCAAAUGCAUAUAUGAGCUCGGAUGCUAAAAGGAAUAAUUAAAUAUGUGUACGUCCAGUUAACCUAAGCAUAAGCAGCAUUCACUCCCACAUCCUUCAAGAAAUGCUGUUACAUCCUUAUGUAUCAUUCUCCUAAAAGUUGCCAAUGUUCCAAUACUUCUCUCCUUCCUGCGAAUUUUGACCACAAUUGUGGUACGAGAAAUCUGAGAGAAUUUCUUCCAUAAGUAACAGUUUUAAACCAAGGUAAGACAAAAUCUGCAUUUCUUAGAUUAUAUCUCUUACUAUUGGUAUUCUCCUUGUUGAUAUAACAAAUAUCUGCAAUUUGGUUCGUUGUUAAUUUGUUUUUUACUUUAAACAUCAAAAUGAGUAUAUCGUGCAACCUCCUAUUUUUUAAAGUAGUUAACUUUAAGUUAGCUCUUUUCAACAAGGCGUCAUAACUUUCGGUGGUAGUAUUAUACACUAAUCUUAAGGCUCUUUCUUGUAGACGCUCCAAUUUACGACUAUCAGAUGCCUUGCCCAAAAAAAAAAAAAACUUCAUUAUUUAAGUCCGUAUUCUGUUGAUGUCAAUAAAGUGUGUAUGAAACUUUAUUAUUUACACUUUUUUAACACGGAUUAUAGUACUGAGUAAGACAGCAUGUCACAGCCCAGCCUCCCUCCCUCCCUCCAACCCCUACCAGCUUCAUACUUCAUCCCUCAACUUUUACCUGCCAGUAUACACCUAUUUCAAUUAAGAUUGCUUCUGCGAAAAAUGAUGCAUGGUCCAUGUUUCAUAGCCUGUGGUGCAUUAUUGUAGUAAGUCUAGUAAAUUAUGUGCCCGCAGCAAGCUAUAGAAACCUAGAAAGCAUAUGCUAUGUCAGCAGAAUGGUAAGACGAUGUAUUUCAAAACACUGAAUCCUAGGCUUUUUAAUUUGAGACAGUGAUUUGAGGUUAGGUUUUUCUCUGUGGUAAUAUGCAAAUGCUGCAAAUUUUAAAAGAGUUUGCUUAGCCCAUGCACUUGGGAAUUUUGGAUGGAGUUUUUUUAAAAAAAAUCAAAUUCAAGGCAUUUGUUGAACAACAAUAAAUAACUUGACUUUACGUGUUUAUCUAUUCUUGAGGCCAUUUUUUUAAAACUGAAUUAAAAAAAAGAAUAGAAUUGAUUUGCUUUAUUGAAAUAACCAGCAUUCUGGCCCAUGCUAAAACGAAACUUAAUCAGGCAGUAAAACCCUAUUUAUUUAAUGCUGUUAAAAGAAGAGACUUCUAAUUUUUUACUAUGAGACUUUAAGAAUAGGAAUUUUUCAGCUCGUUCAUGCUUAGAAUUUUAGCAGCCAUUCUGACCUGAAAGCUCUCUUGAAUGCCUUUUCAUAAAAUGGUCUCCAUUAUUUCAAUGAAUGUCAACAAGAACAAAAGGGUUUACCAUAAUGCUCUGCAGGCUAUGAAACAAUAUGGUUCACCGGAGCAACCUUAAUUGAAAUAAGUGUAUAUAUCAGUCAGGGUUCUCUGACUCCUGCUUUAAUACACACCAUGCUACGGUGUAAGAUGAUGGGAAAGAUUCAAGAACCAAAUUUCUGUCAACAUGUGUUCGUAAAAAGUCUGUUCAAGUUUUAUAGGAUAGGAUUGUUAGAUCAAAAAUUCUUCAACAUCAGUCUCAAUCACAAAUUUUGAUAAGUAUAACCAUAGCUUUUUUGCCAUAUUGCAGUGCACUUUCAUGCUGUGUAUUAUCACUGAUAUAGUUACACUGCUCUAUGGGUAUAUUUUCCUAUUUUUAGAGAAAACCUCAGGAAACGGACAUUGCAUAUAGACUAGGGGAAAGAAAAUGUAUGAGAGACUCAAAAAAUAAAUGAGCAAGAAUAAAAGGGUUUUGUUUGUCUCACGAUUUUGACUGACUAGAUAUUGAUUGUGAUGUUUGGACUGCAGGUCUUCUUAUUACAGACAGUCUAAACAUUCGGGAUUCUCCCCACUUUGUGUGAAAAUCCUGAAUCCCAGCCAAUAUGGGAUUAGGAUAGGAAAAAUCCCGAUUUUGACAUCUGUUCUAAUAUUUUCAAGUGAAUUCUCAUGAUUCUUAUGCAAGAAUACCCAACAGAGUAUACUUAACUGAAACUGAUAUCCAGAAAACUUAAACAAACCAGUGCACAAAAUAUAAAAAAGAUCAAGUACUUGUAUGUGAAGCCAUGCAAACAUAAAAAAGUAUGAAAAUGACAAUUGAUUUAGUGAACAGUUUAGACAGAAAUUGUCCUCUCAGAACACUAGAAAUGGCACUUCAGAACAUCAAGAUUUGAAAUUUUUGCAGAAAUCAUGCCCCUUCAACCCCUUAUGCAGCUUGCUCCUUUGGCAUUUGUGAGAUUCAUCUGCGAUUGAAAAAUAUUCCAGUUUUACUUACUCAGAAGGUUGGACAGUCUGUAAUUAGUUAACCACAUUAACCACAAUGAAAAAUAUCUUUAUUUCAUGACAAUGAGCAAAACGUUACCAUCAUGUAAUAUAAUUACAUGCAUACUCACCUCUAAGGGUGGAUUCAUUCUUGCAUAGCACAAGGACCUUAAUUUCACAUGCAGAACUAAAAUGGAGGUAUGAAAGAUAGACAAGUGCAUAAUAAUAAUAAUGAUAAUAAUAAUAAUAAUCUGUGCAUUUUUUAAAAAGGGGAGUGUGGGAGGGAGGAUAAGGAAUAACUAUCCUUAUUAUAUGGCUGAGUCUGUUUUCGCCAUGUGAUUGGUCAAUUUGCGGUCCGUAACUUGCUAUAUGGACCAAAAUUUUUAAAGAAAAUGCUCAUUUCGGAGGUCUAAAUCUCUUUACCUCAGAAAAAAUGUUUGAAUAAAGUUAUAAGACGCCUGUCAACGUUGAGGACUUGGAUGUUGACUUUGGCCUUCAACAUUUUAAACUCUGUUUACUUGUGAACGAGGGUGAUGAAGAAUAAACUAACUUGUAAUUGUAUCAAAGAGGAUUCUAGUCAGUGUUUGAAAAUUUUAUCGUAGUACACAGUUAAGAAGACGAAAAUUGACUGACAGAGAUUCGAGAUGUUUUGCCUAAGAGGAAAUGAGUAAUUCCUUCAACAAACAUGAUAACAAACAUACCUUUACCCGAUCAUCUUGACAAGCUUCUUUGCCAUUUGCAGACCAAUGAAAGAAAGAUAGAAGCAAGUUCGAGCCAGACACAAUAAUGUCCAGUUUUCAAAAGACUCCAGCUCCACGUUAAUGAGUGAAUACUUACGAUGCUCUUAGUUUCCACCGAAUAAACUUUGAAAUAUGUAUGUAAACGCUGAGGACUGGGAUGUUGACUUUGCCUUUCCAAAUUUUAUCGUAGAUUUGUUUUGAUGAGAACGAAGCUGUUGUAGAAUUACUGAAUUGUAACCUUACCGAGGAAGAGAAUUCUAGUCCCUGUUUGAAAAUUUUAACGCAGAUCACAAUUGAAGACCAGAAUGAACUGGCAGAAAGAGGUUUUCCCAAAAACAAUUAACGAGCGAAUCCUUCGACAAUGACAAGAAACUUACCUUGAAAAGUUUCCUUGCCUUUUGCAGUGUUUUUUUCACAGGGACAAACGGAGGAAAGAUGGAAACGACUCCUAGACAGAGACAGUGUCCGGUUUCCAAAAUACUCCAGCGUUACAUUAAAGAGCUAAAACUUACAGUGCUCUUAGUUUUGACCAAAUAAACCUUUUUAACAUGGCGAGUUUGUUUUUACUUUCUCGCAAGCCUUUAUGUGCUAUUGUUUUCGUGCCCCAAUAAAAACUUUCUUUUUUGACACCUGUCAAAUGAUUGUCAAAUCGUGCGUCCUGCACUUGUUUCCGUUCCCCAAAAAAGGAAGAAGCCAUAUAAUAAACAUCUUGUCAGCCUUGUUUUUUUGGUCCGUACUGUAAAUUACGGAUCCUCGUUUUUUCCAUCGAUUUAUGGCCCAAGCGUGGAAAAAAAACGUGGUCCGUAAUUUACAGUACGGACCGAAAACGUGGCUAAUAAGAGGUAUGUAUUGCCAGCCAGCCUUAAUGCCUUCAUGGUUACUUAUAAUUUUUUUGUUUGGGUCCAAUUUUUGGCCAUUUUCAACCUGGCAGGUCAUUAAAAACAUGUCUUUUUUGUGAAAUGGCUAUGUCUGAAUUAUCUGUUGACUGACUAUGUUAAUUACUUAGUUCUCAAGAUAAUUAGUGUCGCUUGCGUGAGCAGCGAGACUCAUAAUCUGCAAGCUGUUUCUCUUCGUAUUUAGGACACAAAAAGGGGAAUGCUCCCAGGCCUUCCUAGCGGAGACCGUGGAAACUGGGAUUAAGAAACAUUGGGUGACCGAAGCCAUGCAUAUUUUGCGAAGAAAGGUUAAGAAAGAUUAAAUUUAGAGCUUUUCCGGAAUGGGUCGGUCCACAGAUGCGGUUUAUUUUUAGUGAUAAUUGAAAUGACGCGCCAUGUUCUCAUCAUGUUUUUUAUUUCUGGCAAUGAUGUAAUUUCUCUGGAAUCGAAGCCCUUAAAUUUUCGAGUAAUUAUUCAUGCAUAUUGCCUGCUACCGCAGACAUAUUUGCAGUUAUCGCCAACACGUGUUCUAAAUCAAUUCAGAAACAAAUCGUUGAAUAUGAUAUAAAAAGUCAAUAUCCUGAAGAAUACUCGACCAUUGAUGGUGAAAAAGUUUUAGCGAGUAAAUCCUGUUUUGUGUGGAAUAAGGACACUCUUACAGCGGCAGUCAGUCUCGCUUGCGUGGAGAUUAGAUCGAGAAAUGAGGAGGUGAUUAUUUCUACAGAAAACAGGAUUUACUUGCUUAAGGUUUUUUACUUCCUACUUUAUCGACGUCGAUACAUUUUAUUUGUUUCUGAAUUGAUUUAGUACACCUGUUAACAAGGACCAGAAAUAUGUCCGGUUGCAGGCUAUACACUUGUAUAAAUACACAAAAAUUCAAGGGCCUCGGUUCCAGAGAAAUUACAUCAUUGCCAGAGAUCCAAAAAAUGAUUUACAUGGCGCGUCAUUUCAAUCAUUGACGAAAAUAAACUGCAUGCUCAUCACAUGACCAUGCAUUUGCAUACAAUGAAUGUUCCAAAGUAAUUAACGCUUCAAAGUGAUAGAAUUCGUGGAGUGAAACCAUUCGGAAAGCUCUAAAUUUAAUCUUUGCUAAGCUUUCUUCCCAAAAUAUGUGUGGCUUCGAUUGCACAAUGAUUCUUAUUCCCAGUUUCCGCGGUUUCCACUAAGAAUGCCUGGCACAAUGACCCCUCUUUUGUGUCUUAAAUACGAAGAAAAACCUGUUGCAGAUUAUGAGUCUUGCUGCUUAUGCAAGCGAGACUAAUUAUCACCUCAUUUCUACAAGUGAGACUAAACGCUGAUUUCAAGAGAGUUCUUGUUGAUUAUAAACUUGCAUAGAAUGUUCAUGUCUGGCUUUUAAACAUUUUGCUAUACAUCUAUAAUAAUUUUAUGAUAUUUUUCAACUAGUACAUUAUUUAUUUGUUUUCAGAAGCACAUUUGAACAGAGCUCAGUUACAGAGGCACUAUCAAGUGAAGUUGGGAAAAUGAAGACUGGCUUGGGAGAUAUUCUUACCGUAAGUGAACCACCAGUAAAUUUGUAGUAACUCUGUAUUGCCGACAUAGUUUAAAACAUUGCACACAAGGUUUUCCAAAAUAACAAGGAGUACAGGGCUAAAGGUUAAUGAUUGCUCUAUUAACUGUGCACAAGUCUUUCAUAUACUUGUGGGGGGGGGACAGGGGGGCGGGAGGGGUACGAGAGAUGGGAGAAAAAAGGGCGGGAAGUGGGAUCUCUAAGAUGUCGGGAGGCUGGAGAGAAAUUCAAAAAGGCAAGCUUUCUUUGUUUGUUACUGCUUAUCAUCCAAUCAAAGAAACAAACCCAACAACGUUUCUUGACUCCUAUUUAGCACUCUCAGAGGCUUAAAGCAAAAAUUUAUAGGCAAGAAAAGUUGAAAACGAAAAUUUGUACUUGGGAUAAAAAAAUAGACAGCAUUACUUCCGAUGAAAUUGGAAACCUUUCCAAGUCGCUUACAUCAUAGGUCAUGAAUGAGAUGGCAUGACACAUGUACACCUGUGUCAGUUGUGUCAGUGUCUCGUCUGUCUUGCUAGAUGUCAAAAUUCUAUGCAAGAACAACCCAGCAAGUCAGGUCAAAGGUCGUCAAAGAUCAUUUUGAUUGGUCUCAGUAUUUUUCGGCGUGGUAGGGAAAAAAUCCGUCCAUGGAAGACCUUCCUGGGAACUCACUUCGUAUGACUGUAGAUCACAAAACUCUAAAGAUUUUGCCACGUGGUGUAAACUUGAGUCGAAGGAAUGCCGCUUCAAUGAUCGUGCUGGAGAGUGCAGAGUGGUUCGAUUUACAACACAAUUUUCUUAUUUUGGACAAGGCCAAAGCACUCCCUAUUAGAAUAGCCUGCGUGGCAGGCGCAAAAAGGGGAGGGGGAGGGGGAGGGGGAAGGGAGAAAGGGAAAAGGGAAGGGAGCGCCUGCUCUAAGAGCCUAUGUUUUUGUAUAACGCCUACCAAUUUUCUAGUAAUCCGAUUACGCUUACUGUCAAUCAAGUGUCGCUACACUCGCCAUUGCAGAAAAACAUUAUACUCACGGACUAAAGAAAUUCGCUUAGUUAUUCAGAUCCAGAAGACACUUUGGAGAAAAUUGGAACCCUUAUUCUGCCGUAAUAAAAAAAGCUUUACGCUUCAAAAGAGGUCAAAGAAAUUACGCUUGCAUCAGAAGGCAAAUCCUGCCGACCAGAUGACAAUAACUACAGUCAAUCGAUAUGUAUGUCAUGACCUCUCAGUGUGAAACAUGCGGCUAAAAUAACAUUUGCUCAGUAUAAAUGCAGAACCUUCCAGAGCAUAAUCUACCCAGCAGAUAAAAACAACCUUAUUGUAAUAAGCAGCAUUUUGGCAUGAGGUUAAACCACCCUCUUUUAUUGCUAAGUUACAUCGGCGAAUGUCAUCGUUCGAUAAAUUGUUGGCUAAAUCUUUCGCUGGGUAGCCCCACAAUUCCAUCUCCUGCAACUCUUCGAUAAUACUUUUCAGUGGUGAAAUGACGAGAAUCGCGGCAUUACCAUUUAGCUUGUAGUUCUUCGCGCGUACAAACAUUUGGAGCCCUUACUGCUGAUUCUUGCUCUGGUUUUAAAACAGUUUCUCUACUACUAGAUAAAUUCACAUCUCUCAAAGCACUCUCUACGACAUCCACGUCUACCUCUGCCAUCUCGACUGUUUGUUGAUUUGUGAAACGCGCAUUUCAAUAUGUUACUCAUUACGGCUCAGCCAAUCAGGAAUUUGCGGACGCCAGCGUCCGCAGAUAUGAACAAAAGGGGGUUCUUAGAGCAGGCGUCCCCUCCCCCUCUCCCCAAUCCCCCUCCCCUUUUUCCCUUCCUCCCUAUCCCCUACCCCCUACCCCUUUCGACGCCUGCUACGCAGGCUAUAUUAGAAUAGGGAAUCAAACAGUGUGGGAAGGUAGCUGUCUGGUUGGAUUUCAUUGACAACAAAGAUAAAAUCAUAGCAAAAGAUUACGAACUGCACGGUAGGUGUGAUUUCCUAUACUAUGCACUGUAAUAAUAUUUUACAUUUUUCGUAGUUGCCAUCAGUGAUUGGUUCUCUCCCUUUAGCUUGCUCCAAGAGAUUUUUCUCAGGGUACUGCAGUUUUCCCCUCUCCUCGAAAACUAACAUUUCCAAAUUCCAAUUCGACCAGGAAUCAGGUAGACGAAGAACCACUAAGUGGAUGUGCUACCUGCAAAUCGUUAUUUAUUUAUUUAUUUUAUUGAGUGACAAAAGUAGUACUAUACAUGAAUAUGGUUAUAUGCAAUUAGUACAAUAGAUGCUGGGGGAACUAGACAGGAGUACUGAACUCUACUGAAACGUUUGGCUCUUCGACUUCAUUUUUAAAUGGCAUGAUCCCGGUAAUUUCCGGAUUCCUAAAUGCAUGUUAAUGCAUCUUUGAUAACUGCAAUAGCUAUUACACUGCACAGUGGACUAAGACUACAGCUGCAACUAUUUUUGCUGUAGUGGGAUGUCAGAAGGGAUGGUCAACAAGGGCAGAUUUUGGGCUGGGCCCAGCCCCCCUUUUGUGGUUUAUGAAAUAUUUCAGUAUUACAUGUUCAAUAUGGAAUCCAGGCAUUUGUAAAAAUUUAAGCAUCCAGAAUGCACUAGAUUGCAUCUCAGAGAACUUCAAAAAUUUUCUCAAAAAUUUUCCCAGAGGAGCAUGCAUCCGAAACUCCAUAGAAAAGUGCGCUAUUCGCAGUCCUGAUGGGCACUAUGAUGCCCAUAUUGCCACUGCAUACUAUAUCUCUAGGACCUCUGUUUGCCCCUCGUUUCCUAGAUAACCAAGUUAGUGAAAACUUAGUUUAACUAAGAAAACUGACCUGUAACAAUUUUCAUCUUUGGCAAAUUACUCUACAGCUUUAACACUAAACUGGGGCUUCUGAUCUUUUUAAUUUACAUGAUAACAAGAGAAACACAAUGAAGGGCGGGAGUCGGGAGACAAAGGGACGAAAAAGGAACGGGAAGCGGGAGAACGGGGUACAGGAAGCAGGAGGUUGUGACCACCCUGUCCCUCCCCCCCCAUACUUGAUGACAAGCCUCACAUUGCAUAUUUCAACCCCACUGAGCUUUGUUUUACCCCAUUUACAAUACAAUCAAUGGUGACUUUUUGGGGGGAGGUCAAGCCUGGUCUGAAAUUUGAAAUGGAUCGUUUACAAACAUUUCAGGUUGAAUAGAUUGGUCUAGUCCGGCGGCAUAGCUCGAAAUUUCAGGUGAAUGGCGCUGUGCACAUUUUAUAAUUAUAGAUAGACUCCCUAUGUGACUCACACAAGCUUUGCAGUCAGUUCAAAGGCUUUGUAUGAGGGGGAUGUGUUUCUGACAAGAAAAUGAUCAAUAAAAUCACAAACAAAUGGUUUUUCAACAUUUUUAAACCUCAUUAUAGGAACUUAAAGGCAGUAAUGCUAUAGUGCAUGAAAAUCUGACCCAGAUAUUUCAAACGAGGACUUAAAAUCUGAUAUUUAGGCGACUCGGUAGCUUCUUUGUAGGCUAAUGAAAUCCGAUUGUUGGACUUUGUCACAAUGCAACAUGCCCACAAACAAGACAAGGAAUACUGUGAGUUAUUUGUCAAAAACAAAGACGGAUGAAAGAAAAAUAGUUGAUUUUGUGUUCUUUCUUCGUAUCAGAAGCCUGUGGCAAGAUUUAAAAGAGCCCUAAACUGACAAAAGCAGAUUUUUUAGCUACCAGUUUUGCAGCCAGGUAUGUAGGCCCCGAUUCAUCAAUAAACAGAUUUCAGCGAGUUUUCUGCACAUGUAGUGUCGAACAGUAAUAUUUUGCUGCUGAUAUUUCCAUUAACUAUUUGUAGUCUAAUAUAUGUAUAUUGAUUCAGGCCAACGGUCCACAAGUUUUUACAGAAGAGAGGCUUUACUUCUACUACAUUUUGUAAUUGAACUAGGAUAAAAUGUACUCCAUCAGUUAGAAUAAUUUUACAGCCUAAAACAAGUAAAUAAGAGCACUUUCACUGCCUGUAUAAAAUUGAUUCUUUGCCGCUAAUUGCCAUCCAAACCAGUUCUUUGUCUAUGCCAUUUUUUUGCACCCUUACCUCAGUUCUUAGUCACAUAUAACUUAAAACCUCGUGGCUCAGCAGUCUCAACAUAGUGACUUCGUGCGAUGAAUAGCACUGCUCCGUACAGUUCUGUAUUUUUCUCUUCAGUAUCAUAAGGUAAUCAUUUUGUGUAUAUCUUAACAGAAGUAAACUGCAUUAACAUGAUAGUCUUAAAAAAUGACCAGCAAAGGCAGGCCAACAAGACUUUUCCAUACAAAUAGCUAAUGAUAACAACACUUUGACUGUUGUCUGAGUCACAGCAGAGACCAGCAAUUUGUUCCGUCAUCCUGUGCGCAGCGCUAUUGUGCACUUUUUGAUACAAGCAUGAAAUUUGGCACACUGAUAUAGUAGUCACUAAUACAAGCAUUUUCAGAUAUAGUGCCAAGCCAGAAUUACGUCGGUUUCCACAGAAACCUCUUGCAAUUAAUUAAAAUUCUUGAAAAUUCAACAAAAUUUAUUUUUCCUAGUUUAUCAAGACAAAGUAUCAUUUCAUUCAGUGAUACCAACCUGUUUACUAUGUACAUCUUGUUUAUCAUACGUACAUAACCAUGUACGUCUUGUAACCUUAACUAUGCAUUAAUUGCCUUGGCAACGGUAAGCGACAGAAAGCUAAAACUACAACUAAAACGGCUGUUUAAAAUUAAUGUGCCUUUAGUUUUAUUGAUUAUUAUAUGUAAAACAACUAACAUUUUUGCAUAUAGCUUCCUCUCAUUGCCUAGUUGAUUUCACAUUUUUGUUACAGAAUAAACUUAAGGUGCUUCUCUAGUUUUGCACUGUGCACCUCUCACUGUGCAUAUCAAGACCGGCCUCCGUGAAAAAGAGCUUUUUAGCUUCUGCAGAAACAUUGAUAGAAGAGAAACUUUUGUGGAAUUUCCCAUAGCAAUUUUCCUGGCCAAGAUAGGUCUCAAAGUGUUGGAAAUGCACAUAUUCCAAGCAGUACACAUGUUGUUAACUUCGACGUACCUUCCUUACCGAGGCCUAUGAUAGUCAAUGUUGUGCUGAACCACUUUAAAUGACAUUCAAGCUUCAUUGUUAUCACAUUAUGUCAUACUUGCAAUAGCUUUAAUUAUCUCGAUGUAAUCUAUUUUUUUCAAUGCAUUUUUCCACGUACAUGCCGUUUUGAAACUUGCCCCAGUCCUUGCUUAUUUGGAAUAAAUGCAGGUGGUGUGCACUUUCUGCAACUCCACCACAAAAACAAAUACUUACAAAAAGUGGAACCUUGAUAUAACGAAGGGUCAAAGGACUGGCAAAAUUUGUCUGUUAUAACAAGGUUUUGUUAUAUAGAGGUUCAUUAUAUCGAGGUUCCAUUGUAUUUUAAUUCAUGGUUUCAAUAACAACAAUAGUUGCUUUCAAUAAGAAAAAAAUGGCAAUAAUCUAGAUUUAUGUUCAGUAUUUUGGCAAUUCCAUGAGCAGCAGAGAAGGAAGUUGUAUUACACACUGCUAGGGCAUGGAAGGCAGGUACAAACUUCUAUUUAGAUGGGACAAGGGCUUUGUAAAGAGAUAAGUGGGUAGGAUGCUGUGGUUUUUUGUCCCAAAAGGACACCCAAAAUUCCUUCAAGUCUAAAUAAGCCUGUUCCAUGAGGCUCCAAGAGAGUGGGGAAAAUGGAGCAAAGUAAAAAGGGUGAAAGUUUGAAUCAUGACUGACUAGUGAUCAUUUUCUACUGCAUCGAUCAGCUACAUGAACUAUCAUAGUUUCAUGUGUGCUUCUUCUACGUGUGAACAGAAACAUACUUGAGCAUGUUCGUUCGCUGCUGUAGAUUCCUACAGGCAUUUUUCUUUUCAUCAUGCGAUCCAGUUUCAUCCUGUUAAACACAUUGUGACAAGCUUGAUCUAUGCCACAUAUAUAGCAAAAUAUAAAAGAAAAAACUGUCAGUUUAAAAGUAAGAAGUAAGACAUAGGUUAAUUCUAAGAUGCAAUAAACAGAUUGAAAUAGAUUCUUUUCUAGCUGCACAGACUGCAUGGAGUCGCAGGCAUAUUUAGAAUGAGAUAGAGCAAACUCUGACCAUCCGAACCAUAGAGAAAGAAGACUAAAAGCAUGUGCAGAUAAAUUCCAAAUUAUGGCCUGUAUUUUUAUAUUGAAGAAAUAAAGAAAAUAACCAUUUGCAUCAAUUUAGCAUGUGUAUUGUUGUACCUGUAUUUUGACAUAAGACAUGCAUUAAAUCUAAACAAAAUUAAGAGCAAGACAAAGUACUUCACUUAAGCUUGGCACUAUAUCAGUAAAUGAUCAGCCUGGGAAUGUAAGUAUUCCUACAAUGUUUGCUGCUUGUAUCAAAAAUCAUAAUUCUCGAGCUAAGCUGCUGUACUAGUCAAAAAGAAUUCUUACUAAGAAAGACUGAGGAAACUAGGAAAGGCUGAAGUCACAAGUACUCAUUCAUUCAAAUGGAAUCCCGUAGCUGGCUGCUGGGCACAAUUUUCCUCACUGAGGUUGUGCAGUACAUAAUGCAGUCAAGGCCAAGAUUAAAGGGGAUAUAUAUCAGAGCACCUUGAGACUUUUAGAUCAACUUCAAGAGACUUUGCACAGAUAUUAGCAUGCAGUGAAAUAUGCACUUACUUGAAUCCCAUACCUAAAAACUGAUUGGGGUAGAAAAGCAACUUUUUAUUAGGUGCAUUAAUAGUCCAUUUUUGAGUUCGCUGUGACCGCUGAAUUAAAGAAGUGAAGACGCAUUUUUUACAGCCUUAGCCUCAAUCUGAAGUAAUAUAUUCACAAAUUCCAACGAAAAAAAAGACCUGUUUAUUACUCUGUCUAUUGUGUAUAUUCAAAUUUCAAACACUUACUUGCCAGAAUUUCUGAAUAUUUUACUUUACGUCAAGGCUAACCCUGUAUGAAUGUGUCGUUAGGGAAAGUUCAUUUAAUAUGACAAGGGGGGGAUGAAGAUAUUGAGGGGGGGCUCCAAAAAUUUUUAGACACCCGAAGGGGGGGCUCUGAAAAAAUUGUUGCGCUAGGAGGGGGGCUCCAAAAAUUUGUAUACUUCAAAACCAACACAUGACAUCAUCAUACAGAUCGGAUGGUUUUCAACUCAACAAUUUAAUGACCUGUGCAACUCAGCUAUAUCACGUGGUUUACAGAUAUAACAAAUGUAGUCUCAGUAAUUGUUACACUCUUGUUCAUCCCAAAAAUGCUUUAGAAAAUUGUAACACAACUGUAUCUCAAGUUUGUCAUAGUAUAAACCAUUGAAGACAAUAACGGUAAAUAUAUUUAAUACAGUCUAGCAAUCUUUUUUCAGGAGAGCAAAGGAAUUGAAGGAGGAGGGCGGGGGGGCUCUGAAAUUUUUUUCGACUACCAAGGAGGGGGCUCCUAAAAAAUUGAACCGCUAGCGAGGGUGGCUGCUAAAAUUUCAAGCUUCGAGUUUCAAUAUCUUCAUCCCCCCCCCUUGUCAUAUUAAAUGAACUUUCCCUUAAUGUUUAUAUUCAGCCGUAAUUUUUAAUUCAAAACUGGACUAUUUAGCAACUGUAUAGUCAUGUUAUUUGGUAGUUUAAGUGAUUUUUUUCAUAUUAUUGUCUUUUAAAAUCUUAGUAAGAACCUCCCAGAAAACCCCUUUAAUGUGAUGAGAUUAUUAUUUUAUUUAUUUAAUAUAAGUGAGAAAAUAGCUGUUUAAUAGGCCAUGCACUUGCACUAAGAGGCCACGUGACCAAUGCUUCCUAUGAACAAUGAGUUUGAAUCUUGCUGAUGCCAAAACUGUUAGAGCACACAAAAAUUAUCUUACACCCGAAAUUUGAGAGGAAACGCAUUUAAGGGAGAUAUUUUAUGGCACUUUGAUUUUUCAGCAAAGUAGUAUGAUUUGUAUUAGCCGCCAUGUUGGAGGGCAUGCUUUUCCCUCCAACAUAGCAGCCAAAACUACUUCUUGCUCAUAUCUUGUUCAACGUUUCAUAUUUACGCUCAGAUGUGCUGUAAACGUUAUCACAUCAUCUUUUCAACAUUUUCCUUGAAGUGUAAGUGCAAAAUUUGUGUUCAGAGAGAGGUAAUUCAUAAUUUUAAAAAUCACAUUUUGGUGACGUGACCAUUUACGAACUUAUUCAUUUUAAGAAAAUGGUUCGGGUUUGAAAAACCAAAUUACCAUUAUUUUGUUUAAGGUAUGACCCACUACGUCGUACGUCUUUCGAAGGCAAAAUCAUAUAACUUUCAUUUUCAUAAAAACGAUGUCACAUGCGUCUUAGUGCAAAUUAAUGGCCUAUUAGGUUUCAGCCAACAGCUUGUUGGCAAAGCUUUUUUUUAUCAAUAAUUAGUAUAAUUAAUACAUUUUGUAUUAAGUUAAAAGACAUAGCUAUAGGCAAUGUAAGUGAUUUUCAGGAAGUGUAAUGGCUGAGAAUCUGACUAGUGUUAAAUAAAAAAAAAAUUUUCUCUCUUAUUGUUUCCAGUUGUUUAACAGGGUCCGAAAUUAACCAUUUUUAUGCAGAUGCCAAGUGGUGACUGAAAAUUUAUUUUUUAGUUGCCAGAUGCAGAAUUCUACUUGCCAGCAAGUGCCCAUAAAAUUUUUGCUUAACAGGGAAACACGCUUAAAACAUUAUUUUAAUAAUCGUGAACGAAUGCAAAAGUCAGACUGCCAUGUACAAAAAGGCAUUAUAUGAUUGUGUAGCUUAGGCUUAGGACUUUUCAUUAAAUAGAUAGCGCUCUUGGUUUAAAGACUGCCUUUCCAAGUACUUGUGCACCAUGUUGCUUGUACUAUUUCACUUCGGAACAAAAAUAAUAAAUGUUCGUAUGGAUCGUACCAGUCUCCCACCUUCUGUGAUUUCGUUUGCCCGUAAAGAGAUAAAUGCUUUUUGUAUUUUCUUACCCUAAAUUGUUUUCUAUGGAGAUUAAAAUCUUUGACAAGACAAGGGGGAACUUUCAUCUGGAAUCAAAUGCAAUCAUUUUCCAUUUAAAAGAAAAUUAAUUCCUUGAGCACCCACGCUUCUAAACAUUGACAAGGCAAUGACAGUUAGUCGCCUGCUGGCGACUAGCCCUGAAAUUCUAAUCGCCAGUGCUAUAUUUUCAGUUGCCUUGGCAACCAGCUGGUCGCAAUUUCAGACCCUGUGUUUACUGAUUCUAAUUCAUUUGUUGGGUACAGGAGAUGAAAAGCCUCAAACAAGAACUUAUUGACCAUCAGCUCCAUAAGGUACAUUAAUAAUUUUGAUAAUGCUGUUAAGUAGCUUCUGAUGGUUCUAGUCCUCCAAUCCAUCUUAAAAAAAUGACCAUGACAAAAUCCUGGCAGAUCUUGAUGUUCAAAACAAAUCUAGAUGCAUUAUAGGAAAAUUACUCACUAGAUCAGGUCAGGGUCAAAUGCCCUUCUUUACAUGAAUGAGAUUGAUGAUCAUUAUUGUUAAUCUUCAUGCUUACUCCAGCCAUGAAGCAGUCCUAAAUAAAGGUGAAAGUACCCAGUAGUAGUGAAAGUUUUAACUCAAGUUUGUAAAAAAUGAAAAUGACAAUAAAUUUACUUGCCUCUUUAAAGACCACAAAAAGCUGUAAAUUAGGACCAUAAAAGUGUCUCGAGAAAGGAUUUGAAGAAACUAUUUCUUAUAUUCUUUUUUCAAUAGGAUAAUGUUCCUAGUAAUUCCAGUACAUCAGAUUUUAGACCUGUUGGUCCAUCUCCCCUUGAUGAAUAUCUGGUGAGUUUAUAUUUAAAUAAAAACAUUAUCCCCUAGAUAAAGUGAAAGGGUGCGUUGGCUCUCAUAACAGUUAUGAGGGUUCCCAAUAGUGAAGAGUUCUUCUUUCCCUUCUUUUCGACCCAGAAUUUCAGUCUAUCCCGUAGUCCUGAUGACUAUUUUUUGAUAUCCCACUGUAAAUCCUCUAUUAAGCCCUCCCCUCAAAUAAGCCACCUCUCUCUAAUAGACCCCCCCCCACCUCCCCCUUGUCAGGGGAAGAAAGUUAAUAAGCCCCUCCCCUCCCCCUUCUUAUUAUUCUCUAAUGAAUGAUAGACUGCAUUAAUCAAUCAUGACUAAAACUUUGUGUUGACUAAUCUGGGAUGGUUUAUUCACCAAAUGGAAGUUCAAUUCACGGAUUUGUUCUUCAUUCUUGGCUGCAUGACCUCCAACUUCUUGUACUUGAGCUUUUCCACUUUGUAUUCUAGUUCUUUAUAAUGGAGAACUGAUACCAUUGUCUUUGCUAAAUUAAAUAUUAAGGGAAAGUUCAUUUAAUAUGACAAGGGGGGGGGGAUGAAGAUAUUGAAACUCGAAGCUUGAAAUUUUAGCAGCCACCCUCGCUAGCGGUUCAAUUUUUUAGGAGCCCCCUCCUUGGUAGUCGAAAAAAAUUUCAGAGCCCCCCCUCCUCCUUCAAUUCCUUUGCUCCCCUGAAAAAAGAUUGCUAGACUGUAUUAAAUAUAUUUACCGUUAUUGUCUUCAAUGGUUUAUACUAUGACAAACUUGAGAUACAGUUGUGUUACAAUUUUCUAAAGCAUUUUUGGGAUGAACAAGAGUGUAACAAUUACUGAGACUACAUUUGUUAUAUCUGUAAACCACGUGAUAUAGCUGAGUUGCACAGGUCAUUAAAUUGUUGAGUUGAAAACCAUCCGAUCUGUAUGAUGAUGUCAUGUGUUGGUUUUGAAGUAUACAAAUUUUUGGAGCCCCCCCUCCUAGCGCAACAAUUUUUUCAGAGCCCCCCCUUCGGGUGUCUAAAAAUUUUUGGAGCCCCCCCUCAAUAUCUUCAUCCCCCCCCCUUGUCAUAUUAAAUGAACUUUCCCUAAGCCCCCUGAUAUAAGCAUAUAUGCAGUCUAUCAAAAUUAAGAAGCCAUUGCAAUGUUCAGGCUGUUUUCUUGCAUCGUUUGUCAAAGAAAUCACAAUGCCAAGUUCAAACCAUGGCUGAAAACUCAGAAAACAACAAACAGUUUGUAACUUCUUAAGCUCCUCAGCUAGAGGAAGAAGAUCUUCAAAAGUAAGAUAAGUUUCUUCAAGCCAAGCACACUCAGUUCAAGCAAUAAUGCCAAACUGUUAGUUUAACAUUUUGUACACAUAGGGUUCGUACCGGUUCCGGAAAUCCAGGAAAGUCCUAGAAUUUUAUUGUCACGUUUGGAAAAAUAUUGCUGGUCCUGGAAAGUCCUGGAAAUCUGUUAAACUGAAUAAAGUAAUAAUGUUUUCCUUAAAACAAAUGAGAAAACGUUUUUGAGAAUUAUUAUUAUAACAUGCUAUGCGUCUGUGGUUUUGACUGCAUAAAAUAUUUCUCUUUCAUGUUUUUCCCAGUACAUAGUCCCUUAGUAACCUGGAGAUAUGCAUGAUUUCAUAAGUUUGAGAUUUAUGCAUCAGUCGAUGGUUGUCCUUAGUUUUAAACAUUUUUAUUCUUAAAUAUUCCUGGUAAAUGUUCGUUUAGUGAUGGUGACCGUUGGUUGAAAAACUCUUCCUAUACAAUGUGGUUGGAAUGUGACAUGGACAAUAUUUUGAAGCAAAAUGCAAAGUUUGUUGGAAGGCAUUUGAUGUAUCAAACAUGGGAGAAUCAGCACUGAAAAGCCACGAAAGGGGAAAGAAGCAUAUUUAUCUGAUGGAAACACAACAUCUCCUUUGAAGAUCCAUGAAGUUGAAGCCUACCGACAAAUAACAGCACGCAGUUAGACUACAAGAAAGUUGAUGUUGGCUUUGUGGCACAACAGAUGCUGAAAGAAAAGUGUUAGAAAUUUGUGUGAAAGGCAAGUUCUUCAAUUCAAAAUGGAAUGUAAAGAUUUUCUUGCAAAAGCAGCUUCUAAACUUCUUGACAAACCACCAAUAAAUUAUCGGCUAGUAAGAAAUAUGCUAAUGGCAUUAGAGAAAGAAAUGUGUGUCAGCAAAAUGAAAAGAGUUCUUGAAAUUCUUGUGGAAGGCCACAGAUUGAAGACUAAUGAGUGUGAUGAGGAGAUAUAUCAGUCUGGACAGUUUCUGGAUGAAUGUGCAGGUGUUAUCCUACCUCUGAAGAUUUUGACCCAAGUGAACCCAUUUCAAGAGUUGACAUGCUGUUGUAUGAACACAUGCAUGUGUGGCUUGUGAUAAGCAACUGGCUAUAAAGUGUCAGUGGAGUGUGGUUAAAUUACUGCUGCUAAUGUCUCAUGGUCAAUCCACAGUUAAUAGACUGAGGUUUUUUUGUAAACAAAGAAGUGGCAGUUGAGAACCCAUCAGAAAGAUCAUUCAUGGUCACAUUGAAUCAGUUGGAAGCCUUGUCAAUUACCAAAUCUGAAAGCAACUUCAUUUGUCAUCUUUUGGAGCUUGACAGAAUUACCUUUCCUAUCUAGAAGAGCAGAAGAGUUAAGCCUCCCAGGAAAAAUUGCUUAAAUGAAAGGCAACAAUGGAUGAAAUCGAUUUGCUUAAGGAAAAGAAAUGGUAGUUGAAACUGAUAUAGAGGCCCUUCUGAUUACUGUAGAUGAAUUUGCUGAUAGGGCGGAAGAUUCAAGAAACCUUACUUGGGUUGCCAAAUCAAACAGUUUGCGAAGAUCUGCCAUGGAAAAGAGGGCAGCCUGGAAAGGCAUUGAUGAGCAGUUGGAUAAUAAUUCUACUAACUAUCAACCAUGGAUUUCUUAUGUUACCUCUGAGAAUUUAGUGUUUAAUCAAUUUGUUGAUAUUUUAUUUUUUUUCUUUAUUGUCCUUAUUUGUAUGGCUGGCAAUGUAAUGAAAUUGAAAGUAGAAAUAAAUAAAUAUUAUUUGUCACUUCUGAGAGUGAAAGGGUUAAUUGUGAAAUUUGGAGUCCUGGAAAAAAUCAAUCUGAAUAAGCUUGGAAAAGUCCUGGAAAUUGUGAAAAAGGGUACGAACCCUGUACACAUGCAUGUACAUUUAAUUUUAGCACUUACAUGCUAAGCUUUCAAGUUUAUUAUAGUUUUUAAAAACCUGUUGGCAACCAAAAUUUCAAUCUGGGAGCCCUGAUGGGUGCCUUAAAAUUAUGAUUCUCAGUUUAACUUUCAGUGAACAGACGACAAAAUUCCCUUCUCAUUCCGUAAUUCUGAAACGAUAACAGAAAACUUUUAAUCAUUGGCCGUUGGCAAAAAAAUAUUCCGCUGAUAAAAGGUAAACAAACAAGCACUAUGUCUUGAAAUUAGCUUCUGUGACUUCCGCUGUUAAAGUUUCUUGUCUGAAAAUGACAUUGAAUGAAUUUAAUAGUCUUCAAAAAACCUUUGAUAAUAGAAUCAUGACUUUCCUUCAGUGUUAGAAACUGAUAAAACGUCGUGAUCCGUGGAAAAGCAAGAGCUUUCAAAUUACACUUGACAUAGGAUAUGGUAACUUUUUCAACUAUGUAGCGUUUUCUAUCUUGCUAUGAACACGAACGGUACACUUGGAGGUUUCUUGUAUCAUUUAUUCAGCGUUAUCUACACCUCUUUUUCUUUGCUGUACGUUUUCUCAAGUAGUUUAAGGAGUGGGACUAAGGGGUGUGGAAAAUGAUUUAUUGGCUAUAACUUCGCCAUAGAUCUGAUAGAUGAUGGCGCUGAAUCAAAAUUUGGCACACAUAAAGAACUCAUCGUUCUUAAUAUUUGGAAGUAUAAAUACUAUAUAAUGUUAAUAAGUCACAUGACAUGUCGCUUGACCAUUUUGCUAAAAAUCUUAAAUUGUUGACCAAUUGGUGUCCUGUUCAAAAAAAGAAAUCUAGCAAUAACAUUUUUCUAAUUCAUGUUAAAUAUUUCUAACACUUCACGACUGGAAUGACCGUCCAGCACUUCAAUAAAAAAUGAUGAGGGAAAACAUCAUUUUAAAUGCCCAAAUUUAAGCUUUAAUUAUUUAAAUCUUUGAUUUUAAACUUCGCGUACAUUCAUUCCAAACGUAUUCAAACCAAUUCACCAAUUUCCUUUAUUUUCAAUUUUUGGUCUCGUGACAUGUCACAUGACCAUAAUUAAGUGUUAAGGCACAAGAAAACCUCAGUUUUUGUUCUAACUAGGGCUCCUAGCGAAUGAUAAUUAUGUUGCCAAACAUCCACAUGCUUCAAACACAUUUUUGACCCAGGCUUUAAACCUCUUGAGUUGUGGUAACUUUUGAAAGGUUCGUAAAAACAUUCCAGUUUUUUAAAAUUAUUCUCAGCGACUAUUCAAGAUCAUAUUUCAAUCUCUUUUUAAUUUAUGUCCUCAUGUGUGACACACAUAAAUACAAACCUUCAGAAAUAUAAGAACAGUGUUGUGAUAGUUCAAAAGAUAGACUUGAUACAAAAAUGCUGAAUCAAUUUUCCAAACUCCCAGAUAAAAAAUCUUUCGUUGGUCCUUUUUUAUCACCUAAAAACUUAAACUUAACUUUGCUUUUUUUAAAAGUGUACACGCAAGUGCUGUUGGUCUGUACGUUCGCUGAACAUGCGAAGGUUAUACUUAUGUUUCACCAGAAAUAAAUCGUUUCACGAAAUCCUAUCGAUUGGUGAAUAUAAAAAAUGCUUGUUUCUCGAAACUCGAGACUCGGUUUUCGUGUUUUGAAACUGGAUUUGUUCGAGUCCAUAAGGCUUCCCGACUUAAAUAAGGAGGAUCGAAGGGCCUCUACUUGCAGGGUAUCAUUUGGUAAGCAACAUCAAUUUCAAUCAGUCAAUCAAUUUAUUUAAAGUCAUUGCGUGGGAUUGAGGUUGCCCUCAGUAUCCGAGCCGGGGGCUCAUGUGUGAAGCUUGUGACAAACGUCAGCAAAUUAAAGACAGAUCUUUCCAGCGAUACCUCGUUUUGGAUAUUCUGACCAAUCCUGACAGAGUUACACUCACAAAAAAGGUAAAAUUUUGGGGAAAAAUCUGCUACCAAUUUCACUGUUUGCUUACUACCCUUUGAAGAUUAAAUUUGUCCCUUUCCUAAAAACUUAGCCACCCAUCCACAAUUCCAAGCAAUAGAAAGACGAUAAAGUGGGCAACAUUUAAAACUGCUAAUAAACAAGAAAGGCAAAGGAAAAAAGAGAGAGCGAGAGAGAAAGAUUGAAACAGAUUUGCAAAAAAAGUCCAAAUUUUGGCUUUUGCGCAUGCCUGAAAAACAAAAAAGCUGUUCAAUUACAUCAGAUUAGUUGGAAAAUAUGCUUUUUUUUGCAAAACUCAUUUUUAGCCAUUCUUAUGCUAAUUAGCUGCAACUUAGUCCAAAGAAGAGGAAUUGAUGAAAAAUGCGGGUUUUUUUGUUAGUUGCUGCCUGUCACCAAAGGGUUAAUAAAGUUACUGAACUUUGUUAAUUGGGCUCCUAGAAAUGUGGCUCGGGCUCCCUAAAAAUUUUCUUAGGCAGUGCAAAUGGCACAAUAUUGUAAUUUCUAGCUAGUUUAAUUUGGGCAAAAAUGAAAGCCAACCAACAUGUAAAUGCUAGUGAAGAUAAAAUUUAAAAUUUACAAAUUAGUGAGGAGCCUGUCUACGUGCUUGAUGUUCAUUUUGCGUACGAACGUGACACGGUUAGGGGUGGCGAAUGGUAAAAUCCAAGACUCGCCGAGACGCUAAAAGUUAGAAAUCCGAGCCCGAGACUCUUUGGUAAAAAGUUUCGAGACUCAAAAAAGUAAAAACAAACAUGAAAAAACGAGACUUCGAGACUUACCAUAAACACUUCCGAGAUUUCAAGAUUCUGACAAAAUUUUCCGAGAACCACGUUUUUCGAGGUACCAUUUGCCACCCCUACAGUUAUACAGAGGAACUUCUGGGAUAAGUUAAUUUCCUUAAAAAAACUUAAUUAAACAUAUAUGCAGGUCUCAAAGGGACAUUUCUGUUUACGGCAAAAUAAAUCUAGUGAAAUCCCUCGCGCUCUCCAAACUGGUAUUUAUCUGCAGUGUAAUGGAAACUCCAAAACUUUUUGUUGAUGAAGUAAACAAAAUAGUCUUAGAUUUUAUUUGGGGCCACGAACCACCCAAGAUAGAAUACACUACUCUCAUCAAAACAAGGCAAGAGGGAGGCUUAGAGAUGAAAGACUUUGCUUUAUUUAACAAGGCUUUAAGGUUAAAUUGGGUUAAGCGACUUUGCUCAAACUCAGACGCACAGUGGCAGUACAUCCCGAAGUCCCUCCUAGCGAAUGUUGGGGGCCCAGAGCUUUUCAAAUGUAACUAUGACAUCAGUCACCUUAAUCUAAGCAAAUGCCUUCCAGCUUUUUAUCAUGAAAUAAUCACAUGUUGGCAAGACGUAAUAGCUUCCAACCCAAAAAGCAAAAAUGAUGUUCUUGAACAGAUAGUUUGGAAUAACAAGUUUAUUAAGUCUGAUAAGAAAUCUAUGUACUUGUAGCAUUGGCCUUAUGCAGGAAUUCUAAAAAUUAACGACCUCUUUGAUUCACAGCAAAACUGCUUUCCGUCCUUCGACUCUUUUCGUAAUAAAUUUAACGUAAGAUGCGUUUUUUUAUACAGUACUUUUGCCUUGUUAACGCCAUCCCUCAAAGUUGGAAAAAACUCCUUGAUUGCUCCCUCGAACAAAGCUCAACACCGCCAAUAUUAAUAGAGGAAAUGACUUGCAAAAAAAUUUAUACUAAGCUGCUGUCUCUUUGAUCAAAGCCUCCGUCGACUUUUGAGAAAAGAUUCUUAAAUUUUGGCUACUAGAAGGAUGAUUUGAGAAAAUUAUAUCUAUUGCCUUUUGAAGUAACAAAAGAAGUAAAGCUUUCAAUGUUCCAGUACAAAAUUAUUAACAAUAUUCUGUGCACUAAGAGCCUAUUAUUUAAAAUGAAGAAAGACGACUUCCCAUGCUGCCCUUUUUGUCCUGCAGAUCACACCAUCAUUUAUCUUUUCACUGAGUGCGGGCAAGCCACUUUGUUCUGGAAGGAGAUUCUGGAUUGGGCCUCGUGCAUGGUGAACUCAAAAUUAUCGCCUUCAAUAAAAGAAAUUAUGUUUGGCAUUAUUAAUAACGAUUCUAAAUUCUGUUUAGCCCUCAAUCAUUAGUCAUUUUAGGAAAGUAUUUUCUUUACGUAAAAGCUCUUAACAGUAAAUUUUACAUCUUUAAUGAAUUUGUUUCCCUAGCUCGUGAUAAAAUUAGUCUAGAAAAAGAUAUUUCUUGUACGACUGGUCGCGAAAAAGAUUUCAGAAAUAAAUGGUCUGUUUUUUCGUCUCUUUUAAAUAUGGUAUGAAAUUCUGUUUACUUAACUGAUUGCACUCCCAUUUAAUUUUAGUUACCACUAAUGUUUUUAUUGUGUUAGGUUUCUUUUUUGUCAGCUUCAAGUUGUAGUUUUCGUUUUGUUGCAGAUUGUCUUUUGUCAAUGUUAACUGUUUGUGUGUAUGUUCAAUAAAGUUGUAUUGGAAAUGAAAAAAAAAAGUAAAUGCUCGUGUGAUUUGAUUCAGACUGUCUUAUUGUCAUUUUGAGACGUCCUUGUUUUUCCAGUGCCCUCCAAAGUGGUAAUAAUAGUAAUAGACUUUAAUGAUAUGUUCUUGCUGACAUAAAUAUGUUUUGGGCCUUUCUCAGAGCUCAUUUUAACCGUUGCUCAGUGGCUCGGGCUAAGAUGAGUCUGAGUCGGGCCCAAAACAAUUAUUUAUACCACUUAACAUAAACUCUAUUAUUUUAUUGCCCCUGCAAAGAUUUCGCGCAGAAGGAGAAAUCCCGAGGAGGCAUCCUAGCUAGUAGCUUGUAAUUUUGUGUAUAUAUGAAAAGUACUUACAGUUGAAAUAUGCUGUCAGUAUGCCAGAAAAAAUCUUGAUUUGCUUGAUUAUAGGGGCUGCGUGGAAUUGUUGGGUAAUGAGGACAUUUCUAUUGUUCAUGCCUGCAAGUAUUAAAGAGAUGGUUAGGACGACGUAAAACAGAAAAUACCCGAAGGGACCGCUUAGGUUGUUUUUGUGACACAUAUUUCGAUACUCUUUUGCAUUACAUCUGUUCAGUGACAUUAUGUGGAACAGCUGUUUUGAAAGUUAUGGACCAAAAGACACUCGUUAAGCAUGGAUGAAGUUACAAGGGGUGUAUGACUGUAUAUAAAUAAACACUUGGAGAAUUUGCCAGACACAAGUGUGUCAGUCACAAAUCCCAGACUGGAAACGAUUUGCCAGGCACCUCUCUUUGGGGGAGUAAGACUCAGUCUAAGCAAGUUUUCCUAUGCAAUCGAGCCUGUGGUCAAUCAAUGGCUAGCUUAUCACUGGGGGAGCAAUUGGACGAUUGCAGAAAUUCACAGAUCAAUGCUGUGCUGAUGUAUUGAUCCUGUGCACAGAUGUCCUUCAAGAAAGUUUUUUCUUGAAGUAUUAAUUGUCUUAAUAGUUAAAAAAAAAAUGGCUAGAACAUGUGAGGAUGAAUUAAUCAAACCUUUUAAUUUCUAAGGCUUUUAUACUUUCUGGCUAAUAAAAUUAACUGUAUUUAAAAAGUGAAAGAGAAGUAGAGAAAAAUCAUACCACUUUUAAUCAAUCUCGAAACUGAAAAUGUUUUGAUCAAAGCUGUGUAAAUCAACUUGAAUCAGUCGUGGAACCUUGCGUUUCCUGGUAUUUUGUAUAUAUGAAUCAAUAUGAAUUGGUGUAAUUCAAAGAGCUUAAUUCGUGAAGAGCAAGUCAAAUACUAUUGACCAACAACAUCUGUAUGUGAGAACAAUGGCUGCUACCUCAUUUUCUCAUGGGAUUCUUGCUAUUUUCUCUUUUCGUUUGAUGGAAUUUGCUGUGUUAUUGUUUAAAUGCUAAUAAUUAACCUUAAUAGACUAUUUAGCUGUCUUUUGAUUCCUGUGGGGCUCCAUGGUUGUUUUUUUUUCCAAGAGGAGGAAGUAAGAAGGUGCCAGUUCAAAGCAGUAAAAGGAGUACAGCAGCGACUAUGUCAUAUUUAUUAACCAUACUUGAAUAGGUAGCCUGUCUGUAAGGGAAGGUUUAUAUUUGUGUUUCAGGUUUUUCCUCAGCUAGUUUUCCUUUUUUAUCUUAUUGUUCAUGAUCAUUUGCUGCAAAAUCAUUAAUCAAAGUAUGGUAUUGGCCAUAUAUUUUGAACAUUAUACUUUUUAAUAAUUCACAGGUUGCUACCAGGACAACAGCAGUCCCAGUCUCUCCACCCAGAUCAACAGGUUUUAUUACACAAUUUUUUGUAAGGGUAAUAUAAUAUAUGGGGAAGGUACUACACAGGAAAGUGCUUCUUGGAUAUGGGCCUAUUGAGUACACAGCCUGUCAGCAUUUUAUUAGUGCAAUUCCAGUAUUCCAAUAAACAGAAAGGAAUGCACCAUGUAAAUUUUAUUAUAAAACCCUGUAAUUGCCCCCACAGGGAUUUCACCCAAAAGGCGAAAUCCUGAGGAGGCGUCUUGGUAGCUCGCACAUAUGUAGAAAAGUACUUAAUCAUGUUUCUACUGUUCACACCACAACUAGGAAAUGGUUAGGAUGAUGUAAAACAAAAUAUGCCACAGAAGGGACUGCGUUAUGUUGAUUUUGUGACACUUAUUGUACAGUCAUAUUUCGAUACUCUUUUGUGUUACGUGUGUUCAGUGACAUUCUGUGGAGCAGCUGUUUUGAAAGUACAGGGUACGGUUUUUGACUCCUCUGUCCUAACAGAGUAACUAUGUAAUUUUGUGCGAGUCUGUUAAAAAGUAUAUCCUGCAGGAUUGAUUUGAUUUCCUAGAUGAAUUUUGUAUACAAAAACAAUGAUUAAAACGUGAAUUUGCUCUUUUGCAAUUGCCAAAUAUAAAUGGCUUUAAAAACAGGACUGUGUGCAUUUUGUUCUUUGUUCAAACGAUGGUAAUAACAUUAAGGGUGUUGUCCUAAACAGGGUAUGUAUUUUAGAAUUUUUUUGUCCUAAACAGGGUCUGGUUUUCACGUUGACUAUUCCCUGCCAGCCCCCCUCACCCCCCCACCCCAGGCCUGACUCAGUGCAUCGUACCUUGCAUUUCCUGUUAUGUGAGAAAUGUGUGAAAGUCUUCAAUUAUAAAAUUCGGUAUAUUUCAAAGAGCUACACAGAAACCAAGAAUACUGUUGAACGAGGGGGGCAGCUGUAGUGUCAACUGUCACUAGUUUGAAAAAACCUGAAGCUUCUUAGCAGGCAAGUUCAGAAUUUUUUUUUCUUCAGGUAUUUUCCCAGCUAUGCCAAUUCAUCUUACACACCUUGCUGAUGCAGAGCACAUCCUUCAAGAUGUUCAAAAUCGCAGAGAAAAUCUUGAGAGGAAUUUUGAGGCAGUAACACGACAGAGAGAGGAACAAGGUUUAUAUCACCUGGUGGAUAACAUGUCCUUACUGACUGGGUAAUUAAUAUGUAACAACGAUUUUUUAAUAGAGUCAGAAAUAAAUGAGAAGUCAGGAGUCAUGUGGCUAAUAUCAAAUGAAUUUUGUUAGAAUUCUCUCUUAUGUUGUUUAAUUGGAUGUUUUUAGUGAGUUUGGUGAUAUGCUGAGAAUACGAAGAGAAGUAGAUAAAAAAAUAGAAGAAAUCACUGGUCUAGUGCAGGUACAUCUUGAUCUAGUGUGUCAUUUUGUAGUGAAUUGCUUGCAGUUUGAUUGUUGUUUUAAUAACUAAUGAAAAAAAUUAACAGGCUGAAGUAUUGUUUGUCUUAGAGAGAAAUAGAUCAAGAGACUUCUAGUUUAGUAGAGGUUGUUAAGGAAAACUCAAAUCAAAACCAACAGUCACUUCUUGGAAAAAAGACGUUAAAGAAACCAACAGGCAAGGAAAAUCUGCCUGAGAAGAAACUCACGAGCAAAGAAAAUUUGUCAGUGAAAAAGGAUGUCAAGAGAAACAAGGUGACCAACUUAACUAUCUAAUUGUUUUAAAGUUCAAUGAUAUCAGUAAACCUUCACGUGCGACCACUUCCAGUAAGUGACCACCUCACAUAAGCUAUCACCUAUUCAAAACACCAAAUGAAUAAAUUAUUUCCAGUUAAAGCCCUAUUGUUGGAAACCUCUUUUUUGAAAGUGGUCAUGAUCCCUGGUAAAGGACCAUAACCUCUUUUGGGAUAAGAUCAGUUUCCACUGUUUUUAACCUCUUGUCAGCAACCACUUGGUUUAUGGUCUAAUCUCUUUAUUUGCUGUAAUUACUACACUGUUAGCUACUCACAGUAUGGCAAAAACUUUUAGCGACAACGUGGAACUACACAUAUCCUGUAUCAACCUUGAAAGCAUCCACUAAUUUUAAAAAUAUUCGCAUUUUGGGUGGUCAGUUAUGGGAGUUUGACUGUAUCUUAUGGUCCAUACAUCUUUCCAUCUCCUCUGUUUGCUAAUAUCCAUUCAGUCAAUUCCUAGAUACUCAUUCUCUUGCAAGAAAGGAGGAUACUGGAUACUGGAUAAAACUGGGCAAUUUUUCUUUUAAAAUUAAAAUUUAUCUUUUUAAAAUAAAUAAUAAUUUUGUAGUCCACAAAGACUCAAGUGUUUUCAAACCGUGCUGCAUCAGUAACUCCAACACAGAAACAAGUGUACCUGUCAAGUGUUUAUGGCCGCCAACCCUAUCAUCCACAAAGAACAACCUCCAAAGCACCAUACCUACAUUACCAGUCUCCUGUGAACCCCAAAACAGCUGCUAUCAUGGCUGGACUCAAACCAGGUUGUGAGAGAGGAACAGUGUUAAGUAAACCAUUUUCACAGGAUCUAACACUGGUGUCAGAAAAAGAAAAAGAAGUUGCAAAACCGAGAAAGAACAAGGUGGAAGCUGCUAAACCUCAUAGUAAUCCUUAUGGCACAGAUAAACCAAAGUAUUAUUUUCAACCCCAAGUUGCUGCAUCAUACUUUCCUCCUGAUGACGGAAAGGCUAUUACACCUUUAGAAGGACAGUUGGUACCUAUGGCUAUUCCUCUUGGGAAACCUAAAACUGACCCAGCAUUACGACCUUCUAUUCCUACUCAAGAAUCAAAGUAUAUCUCAACUGAAAUAGAAGGUACUGUCAUUGAAUCAAUAAUGAUUUUCUCUUACUUAAUAAUGAUAGAUAUUAUUAAUUUGAAUUUAAUUUUUCCUCUUUGUCUGUAUUGCCUAAACUUGGUUUCAAGCAUGAACUAUAAAUAUAUUACCGGUAUUCACUUUGUCUUUUUGGGAUGUACAUGCAAUACAGUUAAAAUCCACGUAUAAGAACCUAUUAGGCUAAAAUUUUCAUUUUAAACCUUUUCGUAAUGUAAGAACCUAUUUAGCCUAAGACUUUCAAGGGGUUCUUAUUUUACAAAAAUUAAGGCACAGAUGAAAAUACAGAAAAAAAAUUCUAGUCAAGGUUUCAAUCAGUAAGAUUCAAAGAAUGAACUUAAAUGAAAACCAUAUCUUGUCUUUGCCAACACAGCAUUUUAUGAACACUGCAGCAUGAAAGAUAUGCAUUCUAGUACUUUGGAAGGUACAUUUACUGUAUGGUUAUCAUCUAAACUGUAUUCUAUAUAAUUAUUUAAUACUGUACAAAAUAUUUCAUAUCACGUAUGCCCUGUAGUGGUUAUCUGUGCUGAUCAUUAGUGCCCCUAUCAAAUUAAGAACCUAAUAUAAGUAGCCUAAAAUCCCACUAAACACCAUUUCUAUAAGGUCCUAUUUAGCCUAAUUUGGAAAAAUCUAGGUUUUUAUACGCUUGUUUUUACUUUAGUGCAUUUAAAAUACUUAUGAAGGUGAUCAUAUUUUCUUUCUUGAAAUCCAUAGUUAAAGCUGACAGCCCCUCCCCUAACGAUACCAUGGUAUCUGAUGUCUAUGACACCAAGACGACACCAGUCCCUAGUCCUGUGAGGCCUUUUAAGCCUGCGUGGCCAAAUGUUGCAGUGAUCACCAUGUAUGAAAAAGAACCGGUGCCAGGCACAACACAUCAAAACAAACAACAUGUUAAGAAGUUAUCCCAGAAGAAGAAGAAAAAAAAACAGCUGGAAGUACAGGUACAUUUGAAUUAAAGUAGCUUGCCAAUUUCUUUUCUUUAGGUAACAGCUUCUGAUUGAAUUAAUAAUUAUUGUUAGUGUGAAAAAUUAAUCCAUAACAAAGUUUGAAGAAGGGUUCAACUUGCUAGUUGUUGAAGUUCCAGUUAAUUGUAAGUCAUGGUGGAAAACUGGGUGAUCAUUGUCAUGGGCGAUCAUUGUUUGGACAAAAAUCGUCAAUAGAUAAUAUCAUUGCAAAUACUUGAAUGGAAUGCAGCGACCGAAUCAACACAUACGGAAUACUUUAAAUCUAAACCAUAGUAUUUUGUGCGAUAGUUUAAUUCUGCAAGUUCUUUUACUUCUUCCUGCAGGUCCUACCCACAGUGGAUAUUGACAGUUUUUCAGACACAGUGUCCUCUUCACCAAGUUCCCCACUUAUUAAAGUAAGUUACUUCCAUUAAACGUAACAUAAAAUUUGUAGGAUCAUGAUUAUCUGUCUAUGUCGGAAAACUUCUUUCUAAACAUUGGUUAAAGGAUUUACAUUUUACACCCUAGAUCAAUUCUCUAGCUUGAUGAAAUAAAACCCACGUGAACGUGUGCACAUUAUUUCAUCCCUUAAAAAAUACACUUUUUAUUUCUUGAUGAAAAUUUUGCCUUUUGUAGAUAUCCAUCAAAUGUAAAAACAUUGACCUUUCAAUGAAUGAAGAAUGUUUUCCAUGUGUUUUAGUAUAACAAGGCAGUUUUAUGUAUUGCAGGACUGCAUUCCUGAACCUGUUUCUCGUCCUGAUGAUUCCGAGUACCAGGAAUUCCGAACUUUUUUGGCAGUAAAAGAAACUGGGACCCAGGAAAAGAAAGAAGAACAGGUAAGAAAUUGAAAUGAAAUUAAAGUUAUUUGGACAGCAAAAGAAAACUUCUAAAUAAUGAAGCCUUUUGCGGCUCGGCUGUUUGAUGUCUACCUUUAUAGUGGGGUCAAAAUCAAGAUUCAAGAGAUAUUCUAAAUGUAUGUGAAAAAAUUAUUUAUAGGGGGAGACAAAAAAGUCACUUAAAUUCUCAGUCCAAAAUAAUGAUAUUAAGAGAAUAUAAUAAUAAACUUGUACGUAUGAACUGCUAUUUCAGGAAACCAAUUUUUUUUUGCUCCAGGUCUCCAAACGGCAGUAGGCUUUAAGCAUUAGGCCCCCCCCCCCACCCACCCCUCCCGCUAAAUGACAGCAAACAACUGGAGUUUAAAAAGAUAUAUGACAGGUGUCAUUUCUUUCUAGGCUCAGGUUGACACUGAUGACGACUUUCUUAGAAUUCCAACUCCUCAGCAUCCUUUAACACUGGAGGGUGUGACAGGACUUGAGAAUCAGCCAUACAAUGGACCGGCUUUUCCACCUGUUCAUCCCCCAGUUUCUGUGCAGCAAGCAGGUGGAGUUCUUGAAGCUGACACUCGACAAGAAAAGGCCCUGCAGGAAAGAGCUAUGGAAUGGUUAGUCUACACUGUCACAAAAUACAAGCCAUUUAAUUAGUGCAACAGGGGUGAUACUACAGUUCCUCUAGUACGUAGCUAGGUUAACCUUAAAGAGCGAGUCAAUGAAAUUUGAUCACUAUAAUCUUUUCUAAUGGUAGUUUCCACUUUAAGUGGAUUUCUUUAUUGGAUGGCAGGACCCUAAGUAGCCUGACAAAAGGGUAGAAAUUCCAUACUGAUGACGUGUAACUUCCUGAUUUAGGUAGUGCUUCUGAUUAUUCAACGGUGAACCUAUUAGAAGUACUACCCAGAUCUGGGUAGUGACACGUUACCAGUAUGAAAUUUCUUUGCUUGUUCCUCAGACAUCAUUUUGCGGGGAAACUGUUGGUCGCUUUGCGAAAUGUCGGCUGCUUUCUCACGCUAGACCUUCAGAAGGUUUUACCCUAUUAUUGAUGCAUGUCACUUAUAAACGUUUGGAUAAUACCUUUUUGUUGUUAGGGUUGAGCAAGAACUCUUGGCCCGCAUUGUGAGUGAAAUGAACCAACCAGUGCCUGACCCCACAGCCCUGACAAUUCUUCAGACUACCCCCGAAAGUAACACUGAACCUGAUUCUGAAAGUGACGAUGCUGAUAUGCUUUGUGAGUUGUUGAUUGUCAUUGUUUUUUCUAACAACCUACAAAUAAAUGAUUCCAUCAAAUAACUUAUUUUAAAGUAAUGAAAAUCAGUUCUAGCAAGGGAAGUGUUUAGACCUUGGUCACGUUCCAAUUAGCUUAUUUCUUCUUUCGGUUUUAGCUGCCACGAUAGGCUUGGGUGGAGUUCAGUUGUUUGUUGACGCAGGAAUACCAGUGGACCGAGACCUUGUCUCUAAUUUGAUCCGGGAAGUAAUUGCAGAAAACAUUUCUACAAUUCUUGGACACCCCAGACCAAAAGCCAUGCCUCUCUCUUCUAAAGUAAGUAAAAUUAAACAUUUUCAUUUUCAUUUUCAUCUUCGUGUAUUUUUUCUUUAAGAAGUUUAUAAUGAAACUGGUGUUGCUUUAAGUAUCAUAAAUGCACAAAUUAACGCCCUUUUUCGAGUAAGCCCCCCCCUUCCUUCCUACACAAAGAUUUCUGUUUAUUUUUACAGAUGCGUUUCAGUUGACUAUUACAGUUUGUGUUACGGUUGUUAUGUUAAGGCCGAAAUUUGAAAAACAAAAUAAGCGCCCCCUUAAAAUAAGCACCCUCCUCUUGACUCAGAAAAUGAAUUAAGCGCGCCCGAGCACUAACUCGAGCAUUUACGGUUUCUCUUUUCUCAUUUAACUUGAUUACUAUUAUUGUUAUUAUUAUUGUAAUUAUUGUCGGGAAAUUGGAACGGAAAAUUUAUAUCUCGCCUCAUGGAUCAGAACCUUAACCGUAUUAUUAAAAUCAGCGCAUUUACGUUUAUGCCAUGCACUGGGACUUUUGACUUGAUUUUUUAUAACUCUAUGUGAUUUCUUUGAAUUAUGAAGGGGUUUUGCCGGAAGUUUGUAUUGAUAUGGGCGUUUUCUUUUUAUUAAUAUUUUACUGAAGUUUUGUGUGUAGUUUUUAUAAGAUUUUGAUAAAGUAUUUUUCCAUUAUUAUUAUUACUUGUGGGCGGUUUACAAACUGAAAUUAACAUACUAUAGCUAACUACUAAACAAAGGGAUGAUUACAAUUAAUUAUAAUACCAUUUAACUUGAUUGUCAAUACCCGCAAAUAGCGCAGGCUAAUUGCGGCGAGCAUUGACAUCAAGUCAUAAAAAGCCUAGAAUAAGUUAUAAGUCAAAGUGUCUUUAAAGCACUCAAGACGGCGGAGCUAAAUUCAAACAUGCAUCAUGCUAGCUCACUGCUGACCAUUGAAAGCAUAUGCUGACUAUCCAGUGCUUUAUCUCACAGGAGGAAGAAGAGCAUUCACGCACCCCUUCCCACAGGGAAACACCACUUUCCACCCCCACCCCAACCCCGGAAUACACACCUCCAGAAUCAGAGGAAAGUGCUCAUGACUCACCAGUGAUUGCAACGCCUAUACGCACUCCCACCCCCUCAGUAUCAAGUGAAGAGCCUACCCUGUCAGGUAGCGGUGAUGAAGAAAAAGUAUUUGAACCUAUCAGGGGAGAGCAGAAUAAAGAGGAGGAGACUGGUGAACAGGUUUGUUACCUUUUUGGAAAAAGAAGGCUUCCGUUGCAGUGCAGGUUAAUUAGGUUUAGUUCCUAUCCUCUCACUGCAGGUAUCUGAAGCAAAAACUCCGAUAUGCACCCCAGUCGCAACACCACCUCGUGCUCAGUCUCCUCCCGCGAGUAUAUCCACACCUGAGCCGUCAAUACAAGAGGCAGAGGUACAUGUUGUAUCUCAAGAUACACUGGUUCCCACUCCUACUCCUUCAAUUUCAGUGAAAACGCCAACGCCGGAGCCUGAACCCGAACCUGAUCCUGAGCUGAGCGUGUAAGUACCAGAAGUGUUUAAUCACAUCCUUGUUGAAACUUUUUUACUCGACGACUAAAGUUAAAUGAUUUGCGUGAGGCUGUUUAAAGUUUAACAAUGAGGCUGUGAUGUAAGGUAAGUGAAGUUAGGCAUGCGCGCUUUCCCGGACAGCACGCCCAACUACAUCUUCCCAAUACCAACAAGAGUCAGGCUAGUAAAAUUUUUCCAAUUUUUUUAACCUGGUCAUGCUCAGUUUUUUUCUUAAUUCUGUUGUUAUAUCCUUUUGUUAUAACCUGUAAUAUGCCGCUGAAUUAUACAUGAAAGAGAACGUGAGUUCAUUUCAAACACGGUCAGCUGAGUGCUUAUUUAAAUUUGGGUGCUCAAGGUUGCGAGUGGGGAUCCCCGCAUUCCUGUAUAUUGACCGUAACAGUUGAGGGUGAUUAUCGUAAGAAUUUGGGAGGCAAAUGCCCUUUUUCUGUAGUUUUGGUUUUGUAUGUUAACAGGCGAUCUAGCUGUGCUGGUUUCUGAUUUUUAAUUAUAAUAAACUGUGUUUUUUCUAUUUUUUCCGAACAACGCUUCAGAGUUGAGGAACCCAGUCAACCUAAAGAACCCUCAAUUAGCCAAAAGAAACAAACACCACCCAAGUCCGCCAAACCGUCGGUCAGCAGUCCAUCCAGCUUGUCAUCUACCACCCUUGGAACAACGACAAUAACUACUGAGGAGGAGAUGUCUGAAGGAGAAAUGAUACAGGUAAAAGUCCCCCCCCCCCCCUCUCAUCCCAUGUUAUUAUUGUUGGAUAGUUUCUCAACUAAAGUAACUUUUGUCAGUCUUAAAAGCAAAGCGUUUAGCACAGGGACCGCGGAGCAAGGUGAAAAGUGGGAGGGCUGACAAUUGAAAAUGAUUUUUUCAUAUUGAAAAUCGAAGAAAGGAAUAAAAUCAUAGUAUUUGGUUUGUUUCUGUCGCGUGACUUUGCAUACUUUAUCCAGUAUUUUUUGCUCUUUAUAGGUCGGCAUUAGUGAAGAUACCGAAAUUCUUCAUACGAUUUUCAUUCCGUCCAGUAAAUGUGUAUACUAAAUUAUAGGAUUGCUGACAAUAGGUAGAAUAUUAUAAAUAGAAUAAAUAUAUAACCCAUCACCAAAAAUCCAAUUACACUUAACGAAUAUUAGUCAGAAACAACUCGCACUUCCAAAAAAUGAAACUUUUAACAAUAUAUUGAAAUGUUUACUGGUCAAACUCAAACUCACCAUUUUCACUGCAAGUAGUUGUCGUCUUUUCUGCAGAGCUUACAGACUUUGACGAAGUCCCAGCUAACUCUAAUAAACGACCAACAUACACGGUCAGUUCAGAUUCAAUGCAAGAAAAGACGCGAUUACAAUUUUAGUAUAGAAAAUACUACACUGAAAGGAUCUGAAAAAUUUCUUACUAUGGCCGUUCACUGUUCAAGUGAUGUAAUUCUUCUUGCCAUCGAAUAUUUCAUUGAUUCAAAAGGAGAAAGACAAAAUAUAAAACUUUUAUCAACUCAAAACAACUACUCACCUUCGUUUGGCUUGAAAAAGCUAGUAAUAUUCUUCAUUUCGUCUGAUAAAACUGAUAAAAAAACUCUGCCGGAGCUGGAAGUACAAAACACGCUGCCGAACGAAGCGAAGCCCGUUGGCCAAGGCAUGGCGUGUGAUCAAGGGGCAAGUCGGCCCCAGGGCACAAUUACGGCGAAAAGUACAAGAGCCCCACAAAAUGCCUGGCGUUUGAAAUUAAAGAAAAUGCAGAGAAUAUAGCGGAAUACAGACGGAAAAAAACAUGUUUCAAGUCCUUUUUUUAAUUUUAAUUAUUUUUCUUUUCAGCGCAAAAAGUGGGGGCGGGGGCGCAAAAAAGUGGUGGGGCCGCGGCCCUACCAGCCCCUCCCCCUCCGCGGUCCCUGUAGCACAUCUUCCGUUGCUAUAGAGCUUGAAGCAUCUCAGUCUAUUUAAAAUUAAACCAGCACCUUGAAGAGGAGCCAAUCACAGUAAGAGUCAUAGCCUGCGUAGCAAGCGUUUCCAAUCGAGUUAUUGCGCGAAAGUUAGAGCGGAAGCAAAAAAAAAGGUUGAAGGGGGAGGGGGAGGGGAGAAGAGGAAACGCUUGCCGCAAACCGAUAAAAGAAAAGUUAAAACCAUUGAUGCGGAAUUUCUUGUUUUUUAUUGUGUGGCUUUAUCUCGUCUGAAACCUUUCGACACGUCAAGAACAAUUCACUCCGUCGGGUAUAAGUUUUGCAGAGCGGCUGCUUUUCAGCCUGUGUCGAAACGUUCUCUAAAAUAGAUGCCGCUAAAUUUCCAAUAAACAAAAAGAAUCUUUUCAUUUCAAAAAGCUGACAAAUCGCUUGUCCAUGGCGGCUUUAGCUAGUGUCGAGUACCGAUGUUCUGAUUUAUGUUGAUGUUGUCUCCAACAAACAGUCCAUUUUUUUCAGUCAGAUCCGCACGCCGUGAUUCUCAAUAAAUUGGACUUCCCUAGUCUCCACUGCUCGAUUAUACUUUGAAGACUCUGAUCUCAUAAACCUUCGCACAAACACGAUUCCAAUAAAUAUCAGUCCAAAGCAUUUGUAAUCUGCGACCACAAAUCAGAUGAGACCUGAUCUGUGACGCACGAAAACAAAGCAUACCUGGUUUGAUUGAUGUUUCGAAUGCUAAGUAAUCAACACCACCCGCACCGCGCCAAUCAGAAGCUGCGUUCGUGGGCGAACGCAGUUUUUCAAAAUCGUGGGGUUUUCGGGCAAGCGGUUCCUUCUUUCCCCUCCCCCUCCCCCGUCAUUCAUUUUUUUUUUGCUCUUCUCCCAGCUUUCUAGACGAACCUCGCGAGGAAACGCUUGCUACGCAGGCUAUAAGAGUCACUGCGCGUUAUAUGUUCAGUCUACUUUAGACUUCUGUUCUUUGGGAAAAUGUUUUGUGUUCUUUACUUCUCGAAUCGCUUCCUUCGUUUGAUUUCUCCAACUCGAAGAUGAAAUUGAACAACAUUCGGUUAAACCAGUUUAUUAUACGUUGUAAUCACUAUCUGCCUUCUCACUGGCUAGGAGCCUCCACAGGUUAAUCAGAUCUGCUAACCAGGACUUCCAAGGUCUUUUUUUUUUUUUUCUUUUUUCCCGAAAAACAAUAAACUGUUCCCCGUGCGUGCGGCAGUGCGUUUGUCGUUAUUUUCUUCUAAACCUUUAUUACAUUCAGUUUUUUUUUAUGUCCAGAUCAACUGAAACAAGUUAUCUGCUGAUAGCACUGCGUGACCUAAAUUAUUUAAUUAUUCGACAUGUAACAAAAGCACGUCGUCCAAUAAUUGUGUAGUGAGAGCCUCUUAUUAUUCAGGGGUAUUGUCUCAAAGUUUCAUUUUCACGUGAACAGCAGUAACUAACAGUGCAUUUGACAUAUGCAAAACUGCUAGCUAUUGUUAUGCAUGAAAAUAUGAAACUUGGAGACAAUACCCUGAAUAAUGAGAGGCUCUCACUUGUAAACACAAAAUUUUUGACAAAAUUUUAGCGAAUUCAAGCCCUUAUUUUACUGCCUUACAAUAUAUCAAUAAUCUUGAAACUAAGAGGUCAUAUAAAAGGAGGGUUAAUCUCCAGAUUCUUAAAUUUUGUAAAAAAUUUAUCGAGUGGUUUAAAAAUUAUUCGCUAAUUUGUUAAAGUAGACCGAAAUGUUUACAUCACGGCUAACAAGAGCGCCUUAAUACAUACUAAUCAAAUCCUCCUUUCUAGCAAUCGGCUGGAGGUAUCUCCAUGAUCUUUCACACACGUUUUUAAAAAGAUUGAAACUGCUAUGAGGUGAAAUUGCAUGUCAAAAGCGCUUCGUUUAGUACAGAUAACAGUCGAACAUCAAGAUUGUCAAUUUUUUACCGUAUUUCUAACCAAAAAAACUUCAUCUCAAAAUAUCUCGAUAACACUCUUACAGAUUUCGCUUAAACUUCACGAACAUCGAGGCAGCUAUCGUAGGUAAAAGCUCCAGUAAACGAUUUUGGAAGAACAGUUCCCAGUGCCGAGAAAUACUGCUGCAAGUAAAAUAGGUAAUGGCGUCAUUUCGUUGCUAUGACAACUCCGAUGUCAUUGCAACCCUGAUCAUAACCAAUUUUCUUCUUUAUCUAAUACAACUGUGGUGUCAAUUUUUCCAAAUCCUUGUUUAUGGCGACGCAGUUUACGCUCAAACUUGGGAGGUAUUGAUCUUGAAAAACUAUAUCGAGCCACCUUAAUGGGGCCUUAAAUUACGUGGAUAUAUAUUUUGAAGUCAUGUUUAUGCAAUUAAGUGCGUUAAGAAAGCUAAUUUUUGGUGUACACAGCGUACAAGAAAUGUUCUUUCGACUUGCAAAAAAAUUCGGUCAAAAGUUUGAAUUUUAAAACCAAAGUUAUAGAUAAUGUUCCAAAGUAAGUUUUGCAUAGAAUGUCCUUGGUCGGGCCAGUGGACGAUACAUAAACCAGCCAAAUAGUGAUUGAAAAGGGAAAGCCUUAGAAAGUUCAGUUUUCUUUUCGUGUAGUUGUUAGUAAAUUAAGAUUCAUGAAUUGAAGUGAGGAUCUUUCAUCUUUGAGUCACAUUUUAAGUAAAGCACUUUCAAUGAUAGGAGUAAAUAAUCAAAUCCGUGUGCUGAUUGCAGCCUUCAAGUUAAAUGUAUUGCUUGAGAUUUUCCCAAUAGCAAUGCACUUUAUUUAUUAAGUAAUGAUAUAAAAGGCUAUAAUGAUGAAGCUUAUAUCCGUCCGAUUGGUUUCAUUAGGGAGAGGAAAAUGAAAACAUUACUCUGCACGUGCUUUAUGACGCACGCUUUUCGGUCGGAUUACUUUGCUGCCGCGGCACGACUAUAAGACAUAAAAUUUCCUGAUGGGAAGUUUUUCGAAUUUCUUGAGGACGUAAACAAGCGACGACAAAUUUUUCUUUCUUUCUAAAGUGAAUUGAAUUUUUUUAAAAUGGUGGCGAUUUCGCAGAAGUCGCAUCGUAACUGCACGACACACAUUGGCACAGAAACGAAAAUAAUUUUUUCAAGAGACAAAAAUUUAGCUUUUUAAACAGAAAUCUCAUUUUGGUUUGGAAGUUUAAAGGAUGCCUAUAGAAAAUAUACAGGCAUUUAGAUCAGAUGGUGCUUGGAACGUUUCGUUUUGCGCACUUUUGAUGCCGACUUACAAAGUCACCAAAGUUACCGGACCAAGGAACCACUGGCCGGACCAGGGGACUUCAAACGGAGCAGUCGUUUUCGAUGAUGCAGGAUUUUCGGCAAAGCUCAGAAGCUGUCGGUUCGUCUCAAGUUAGUACAAUAUUACGGCAACUUACAGGACAAAUUUCAGCUCACUACUCUUCCUCUAACAUACGAAAUACUCAUUUACGUCUUUUUCGUCCGGACCAAGGACCACAUUUACUGUGCUUCGCGUUUUUUGUUCAUUUCCUACGAACUCUGCUAUGAACUAAAAUAUCCUUAGUGUGACUAUGAAUACUUGUUUGUUUUCGUUAUAAAGCCAUAUGCACACGCGGGAAUCUACAGUGAAGGAGAGUUUGCUAUUUCGCCCAGUAUUGUUAAAAUGGCAGUGCAGAGAAAACUACCUUUGCAAGGAGACUGGGACUUGACAAUUUUAGGACAAGACCAAGGUAAGGCAGGAACAGUUUUGAGAUGACUUGCGAUGCAAACUGUUACCCACCCUUCCCUUGUUAUAAAACUGACGAAGAGCUAGCACUCCAAACGUCAGCUUUUCUAUCCUUUUACGGUGAUAAAUUGACCCGAUCAACUUAGUUCAAUGAUUGUUGCUCCUGAAAAUAUGUCGUAACCGUUCGUCACGGUAGGAUACAGAAACGUCUAUAGUCAUUGUUUACAUUUUUGACCAUUCGCCUUAGAGAUAACCCAAAGGAUGUAGCCAUAAAGGAUGUUGCCACAUAUUGAAAUUAGGUCCAAACGUUGAGAGAGCUGGCUUAUGAGGCAAAAAAUGUAAACAAAGGUUCGCCUAUCAUAAUCUGGUGCUUGAAGCAGGCAGCCUCAAUUCAUGCAACUUGAUAGCGGACCAUCCAAUCAUGUCUAACCAAUAAUGACUCUCCGUCCUCAGAUAGUCGUAACGAACGUGUAAGAAAAGCAGUGAAAGGAUUGUUACAACCAGGAGAUGGUGGGAGAAGACGUGACCAUGGUGACAGUAGCAGCAGUGUCAGUGAUUCCCCGUAUCAUGCCAGCUCUGCCAGCACUUUGAGAGACACUGAGGAUAUUAAAGAGGUUGAGUGCAAAACGUUCUUGUUUCGUUCUCUUUUCAAGUGUUAGAGAAGAAGGGUUAGUAAUUAUCUGUUUCAUUCCUAGGACUCCAUCACCGACUUUAGUGACAGAGAACCAGGCGAAAUACGAUCCGCUCGGGAUCCAAUGGCUGUACUUUUGAGCCACAUUCAGAAUUUUAAUCGGCCGCCGGCGGCGGACAACAGCGCCAGUGAAGGAGAGUUGUUACCAGAGCAUCAGCACAUGCCUUAUCAAGGUCAAAAAAACGGCGGUGAAAGGGAGCCUGGUGAAAUAGGUUAGUAUUUAAAAAGGAUAACUGCUACAAAUAAUUUGUACAGAUAAACACCUUGUUCCUUAGAACUAUGCUUUUCUCUCUGGGUAAACAGAGAGAAGGAUCCGCAGCGAAAUGUAAGCCUGGGAAAACAGCCGACGCUACCGGCCAUUGGUUUCCCCGCGAAAUGACGUCUGAGGAACAAGCGCGGUUUUGCUACCCAGAUCCAGGUAUUUGUUAGCUUAUGUUCUUUUCACUCGAAUUUGUCUUUUUCAUUUUCAGUCCCUGGGAAUCUCUCUCCAGGUGAGGUAGCUUCAUGGGAGCCUCCAGGUGCAAUGAAAAUGUCUUCUGCUCCUUUUCCCGGCGAAUUGCAAGCGGUUGACCGGCCUGUGGGUUUAACAAAGACCAAUAGCACAAUCGCACAAAUCGACGCUCACAAAACAUUUGACGGAGCGCCGAAUCACGACGACCGCUCUCUUCACGCCUCCGACCUACUUCCGGGAACGUUUGGCACAGAGUUAUCAUCUUUCACUAGUGCAAAACAACAGCAACAGCACCCAAAACCGGGAGCCAUUCUCGUUGAAAGAAGCGAAGGUGAACUAUCAGGAGAGGCGAGUUUUCAAAACACUUACUCAGUUGAAAAGCGCGAAGGAGCGUUAGUAUUUAAUGUCGCUAGUAAGGAGAAAGAGCCAGAAACAAGCGAACAAAACAGAAUGUACAUCCGGGAAGAAAGUAGUGGGGCUGCUAAACAAGAACAAGAAGGAAAUGAGCCUCAACAUAAAAUAAGUGUGACAUUACCAUCUGUUGAUAACUACAGUGUAAAUGACGAGAGCUCGCUAGUAAGUGAUGCCGGCGGCGGUCAUCUUUCUGUUGAUCAGGAUACGUUUGGUGACGUAUCAUCAAUUUCUGGCGGAGAUUUUUGAAAUAAAAGUUGAUAGCAUA